AUGGGGCUAAGGCUUACCAGCCUUUUGACACUAUGGCUGGCCAUCUGCUAUGCAACUGAAGUUAGAAAAGGUAAGACUUUUAAAGGAGAUACUGUGGGAUUGUCCAGUGGGGAAGCCUGGGGAACACUCACUGGCUGUUGCAAUGUGCAACAAGUAAAAUAUUUAAAUUGCUUGGCUAAUCAAUAAGGUUUUUGAGUAUAUGAAAAGUAGUCUGUAUGACUACUUUUGCAUGAUGAACACUGGGUGCUUUUGCUCUCUGCUUAUAAUAUAUAAUAUUCUGGAUGAUGUGAACUAAUUUGCUGGCAGAGUUAAGGCAUAGGUGAUUCUGCCUCAGGGAAUUUGUGGUAGGAGGGGAAAGAUGUUGUACACUAGCCUAUACCAGCCUGGUAUCCUCCAGAUGUUCUGGGGUUGAACUCCCAUCACCUCCAGCCAGCACAUCUGUGGAGGACCACAGGCUGGAGUAAUUUUUGCCUUAGUUUAUCUUGACAGCUCUUUCAGCACUAUAAUACUGAUUUGCCAUUAUAGUUCAUAGAUCAUACAGCAGAGAACUGUAGAAGGGACCCUGAGGUCCAAUGCCCUGCAAUGCAGGUAACUCAGCUUAGCAUCCAUGGCAGAUGACCACUCAACCUUUGCUUAAAAGCCUCCAAUGAAGGAGAGUCCACCACCUGAGGAGGUCUGUUGCUUUCAUCUGUUAGUUAGACAAUCAAGGCCCAGCUUCAGGUGCUCAACUGGGCUUUGCAACAGCAGAUCCUUAUGGAUUCAAAGAAUCCACAGGUUUUGCACAGAGAGAAUAAAUACCAAAGACCUGCAGAUGGUGUAGAACUUUAUUUGGAAAUGGAAGCUAAAUGGCCCCAUCAUUUAUGGAUAUAAAGUUGAGUCAGCUAGCAUAUGUGGUAGAGGAAGUUAUUUUAUUUUUCAAUUAAAAGUAGGAGAUUCUGUGUGACUGGCAGAACCUUUACUAGAAGUGCUUCGUCUGUUUUGCAUGACCUAAGCUAUCCUGAUGGAUAAAUAAACAGUAACCAGAGAAAUCAUGUAAUUGUUGCAUUAGUGUGCAGCACUUCACCUGUGUCCCAAGGUGCCUAUGUUUCACAGCUUUAUGGCAAAGAUCUUGCUGUAGCAGCAAGCCCAAUAAUAUGUGUGUGCCUUUCUCAGAGCAUAGGUGUACAUAUUGCUUGAUAUGUUGCAUCGGUAACUAUAAAAAAUGAAAUACCAACAUUGCAGUAGAACGUUUAAUCCUGGUUGUUGACCCCUUUCCCUUCAGAAGCUCUUUGGAUUUUAUGGCUUGUUUUUAUUUAAUUAUGUGUCAUUUUUCUGCUUUAUUGUUCCAUGAUUGCACUCAGUGGUUGCUUUGCCCUCAUUUUUCAGGAAGAACUUCUAGCCAUGGCCACUAUGUCUGCAGUACUUGGGGGAACAACCACUUCAAAACUUUUGAUGGAGAUUUCUACCAGUUUCCUGGUGUCUGUGAAUACAACUUUGUGUCUGACUGCCGUGAAUCUUACCAGGAGUUCUCUGUCCAUAUCCAGCGUCAACUGAAUGAGCAAGGGCACCCUGACAUUCAAUAUGUCCUUAUCACAAUUAAGGAUGUUGCAAUCUACCUCACUCACAAGAUGGUGGUGGUGGAUGGGCAAAUGUAAGUUCUUCCCAUAUUAUUAUGCUUCUAAGGCUUCCAGUGUUUAGCCACAGUUCUUUCACAAAAAGCUCAUAAUAUAAAUUGUGGCAACAACUUCCCGCCACUCAAAAUAAACUUGAGGGAAAUGCAUUGUGUAGAAAGUCAGGGCAUAGAUCUUAAGGAGUACUGCCACUGAAAUCUUGCCUUUUCGAAGUGAGCCUGGAGUUUUUCAGGUGAAACAUCUGAGGAAAUUUCAAGGAAGUAAAAAAAGGUGUUGUUUUUUAAUAAGACUAAGUGACAUUUCUACAACAUCUCCAGAAGUGUCAAGGGAAGCCAAACUAGUUUUGAUAGUUUUUCAGUGAGAUUUUGCACAUUCCAUGAAUUCAGCCUCCAACUCCCAAUGACAUAAUUACCUACAAAUUUUAUUAAAUGAGCAGGGGACCAUUAAGAUUGCAAUUUCCCCAGCACUGCUGCUAAUGUGCAGUAUUUUACAGUCUGGUUUUGAAAUGUAACUGAAAAGGCACAAACUGCCGGAGACAACCACCAGUAGGAAUUAUUAUUUAAGCAAGGUACAAAAAUGGAAAAUCAAUACUUAUACUAUGAAUUUCAUUUUAUAAUGCACACAGACUUGACAUCCAGGAUUGUUAAAAAAACUGAUUAUUUUCAUGGAUAUCUCUGGCAUAUUUCACCUCUUUAGUUAUACUUCACAUACAGUCAUCUCCUUUAACAAAAAGACAUCCAGAACAAGGCAUUGACUGUUAUGUUUCCUGGCUUCCCUAAAUCUCACUGUACACACUGACCACGUGCCCAGUUACAGUGAUGGGCUACUACUACCAUAUACCUAUCCCUAUUUAUGCUGGAGAUGAAGGAGGAAGCUCAGAGAGACACAACAGCAGCUCUCCUAGCUAUGCGAACACCAUGUGAGAAUGACACAUCUAACUUGCUGGUGGGCUAGUUCAGUUUGGCCUUUGUGAACUUUCGUUGCUUUUCCAAACCUAUCAUAGCUGAGAUGGAUCAUGGUUUUUCUUCUUAAAGUAGUAAUUUGUAGUCAGAAGGACAUUCCACAUCAGAUUAUUGUGUUUGAAAUCCAUGCCAAAUGUUGGGUAAUUGGCUUAAGGAAACAUAUUCUUUCCCAUAGUGAAUGUUAAUAUUUUCCUUUUCCUGUAAUGUGACCUGUCCCACUAUUCGUAGGUUGACUAACAUUUUACUCUGCAACAAAGGCUCUGAAAUGAGUAAAACCACUUAUGCAGUAAUAUCCUGCUUUGGAAAUAUAACUCUUGUGUAGCAAGAACUUAGUCUAAAGGGCACUUCAGUUAAAAUCAAGAGGUGUGUUGGGGUGGAGGUGGUCAAUCUAUCAAGUAUUGAUUUCCUCAUAAUCACAUUCAUUGUAAAGGGAGUUUAGAGGCACACAAGCCCCGUCCCAUAUUAAGGGAAUCAUCUACGUAAUACUGCUACACCCGUCCCACCCUACUCUGGAUACAUACAACCUGUAUAGACUGUGAGCCACAAAGUCUACACCCGCACAUAAGCUCACCAGACAAUGGUAGGAGACGUCAUGCCAGCAGAGUCAAGGACAAACCAAGGUCAGGCACAGGGAACCAAUUUGACUUCAAACAUGAUCCAAGGACAGCAUCAGCAGGUAACAGUCCAGGGACCAGUAAAACAGGAAACAUAAUUUAAGGUAGGCUAAUUCACAGGGACUUUCUAGCUACUGGGAGUCUCAAGUGAAGGGGUGAUGUAUCCUUAGCUUGUGGCAUCUCAGGCCACAUAGAAACCUAGCUACAGGUGGUUAAGAUUGUUCCAAGAGCCCUUUGUCUUGAGGAGUACCCUUACUCAUAAGGAAACUUUUACCUUGGAGUCACAUUGCAACUCUGGGCCUUCAGUUGCACACUUUGUCAUUUACCCAUCAGUGGAAAGGCCUGCAUCUCAGUGGCUAAACCUAUGAUUUGCAUGCAGAAAGUCCCAAAUUCAAUCCUCAUUACCUGCAGGUAGGGCUAAGAGAGACUCCUGUCUGAAACCCUACAGAGCCACUACCUGCCAUUGUAAACAACACUGAGCUUGAUAGACCCAUUGUCUGACUUUGGACAGCUUCCUAUGUUUCUAAGAUCUUCAGCCAAGGCUUGAGUCUUUAGGAACCUGUAUUAAUAAGCACUAGUGACACUGUAAAAUCUAAAGCACAGGAUGACUAGGAAAUUUCCAGUGGAAAUAUUGAAAUAAUAAAUAAAUAAAAUAUUUAAAAUAAGUACCCUCUUAAACUGGCAAGUAAAAUUUGACCAUCCAUUUUCUUAGAUGAAUGCUGAAACUUGAAUGCAGAAACUUCACAGAUUUUAACAGGCCAUGAAUAAGUUUCUGCUUAUUUCUGUGUAUUCGUGUUCAUUUUAGAUUGGAAGUUGGGGAGCAUGCUGGGAUGUUAUAGGGGCUGUAAAAUAGAUCUGAGAAAUUCUGCAAAGGUGUGCUUUCUCAUCUAAUGCUAGCUGUUGCUUGCAAUGGAAUCUAAUAAAAACUCUGUAUGACUUUCUUUCCUAUAGUGCAAGGACUCCGUACUAUCAUUCUGGUAUUCUGAUUGAGAAGAAUGAUAUGUAUACCAAACUCUAUGCCAGAGUGGGCCUAGUUUUGAUAUGGAACAGAGAAGCUGCUUUGAUGGUAUGUGUGGUCUUCAGCUUCUAUUUUGAUACUUUGGUAUAGGUUUUAUGGUUCAUGCCCAGCUCACCCAAGUGACCUGUUUCUGCCCUAUGUCCCUGUCUUGUGAUUAAGUGCACCCAACAGAACCUUCUCGACUGCAAGGGAAAGUAGAGAACCAUUCUUGGUGGCUGCUCUACAAUUCCUCUGGAAUUCAAUGCUAGUCCUGCUUAGAUUAAGCCCAUUGACGUUAAUGGACAUGACUAACUUAGGUUCAUUAAUGUGAGUAGGGCUUAGUUGAAUACAAUCCUCUAGAAAGAAUUCAGUGUAGCACUAAGAAGAUCAUUCUGUCGGUGCAAGCAGUUCAGUUUACUAGACAGAAUGAUCUCCCAUGCUCUGUUGUGGAUUUUCCUCCAACCCCUGCAAGCCAAUUUGGGGAGGCAUGGCAGUGAGUGGGCUAGGAGAGGAGCCAAAAGCCCUAUUCUGCUAGCAGAAGUCCUUCCACUGGCUUCCAGUAGCAGAACUCAUUAGUUGAACCUGGCCCUUCCUUUUUGGCCUCUUUUUUUCUAAAGCAGUUGUCUUGCUUGUCACCUUAGAAUCCCAAAUCAAACUCCUGGCAACUCUGGUUAAAGGAUCUCCUGUGGCAGGAAAGGAAAAAUCAUAUGCUUGAGACACUGGGCCAGCAAUGUCAGUCAGAGCAGCCAUACUGGGCUCAGUAUCCCAAUGGUCUGACUCAACAUAAGGCAGCUUUACAUAUUUAUUUGCUACAAUAGCUGAUAUGUUCCUUCGGGUUUUCCUUUUUCAAUUUAGAUUGAACUGGACACCAAGUUUAACAAUGGUACUUGUGGUCUUUGUGGGGAUUACAAUGGCCAGCAGGUUUACAAUGAAUUUCUCUCCAAUGGUAAGUUGGACAACAUUAUAGAGAAAUGAUUAUUAUAAUGAGUUACAUAAUAUGAGGAGUUUAAAUGCACAGGUGAGAACAAAGCAAUGGUUUCUUUGCUGGGUGGUUAGAAAAGUACAGAGAGAUUAAAAUGCAUACUAUUUCUAAAAGCUUGGUCCACAAAUGUGGAAUGAAUUCUGUGGGUGACAUCCAACUAUGUUAUACUCACUGAAAUCAAGGAAAUUAUGUAACAUGUUCAUUUAUUUCAGAAGGUCUGCUCUGCCUAUGAUUGAUGUUAGUUGGACAUCACCCUAAAUUAACAAAAGCAGAUUUGGAGAUGGUCCAAAACACUAUUUAACCUGGUGUUUGUUUGUCAGAUCAGGGUGGCUUAAGAGCAGCAUAUUCUCCUAGGAAACAUGUGAAUGUUUAAAUGAUUGAUGGAGUUCACUGUACAGAUUGUGAAAACACAACACCUUUCUAUAAAUCUAAAUUUAAGCCCAGAAAUUCAUGAAUUCUGCUAUAAGCAUAGGUUUAAAAUGUAGAAAACAUUCAAAAUGUAGCGUGUUUCAAUUAAUCUUUGAAUGUAUGAGCAAAAAAGUGUUUAAUUAAAACUUUAAAGGGUAUAAGUAAUCUAUAGUAAGUGAACAGUACCAUCUGGUGUGAAAUUAUGCCUCUAAGCUCUGGUUGUGACACUGAGAGGAAAACAAAGAUGCUGUUUGUUCUGGUUAAUGGAAAUAAUAGAACAUGCUGCUCACUCUAUCUCACAGGUCUGAGCUACAAUCCAAUCACAUUUGGAAACCUACAGAAGAUUAAUAAACCCAAUACAGUAUGUGAAGACCCUGAUGAGACACAACCUAUUGAAUCUUGCAACCAACAUGUAAGUCUUGAAAACUGUGUUAUAUGGUACAUACCAGGAAUAGAGAUACCCAUCUCUGUUAGAGAAAUAGCAAGUGUGUACUAAGGUGUGCAACCACUUUAUGAUGCUCCCAGUUCUUGCUCUGAAUCAUAAGAUUGAGGAAAGGAGAAUAAAAAUGGAUUAUCCUGUACAAACAUAGACUAUUGUGAAAAGCCUGGACCUUCUUCCUUGUGUUAUGUAGCACCACUUUGGAAACUGAACUUGGGAGGCCUGUUAAACCGUACUUUCCUCUAUUUCUAGCGUGAGGAGUGUGAGAAGCUGCUGACUGCUCCAGCUUUUGCUGAUUGUCAGUCCCGCCUGAAUCUGGAACAGUAUAUCCAAGCCUGCAUGCAGGACAGAUGUGCUUGCCAGCAUACAGAGGACUCCUUCUGCCUUUGCAGCACCAUCUCAGAGUUUUCCCGCCAGUGUUCCCACGCUGGUGGCAAUCCUCAGAACUGGAGGACAUCACAACUGUGUCGUAAGUGAUUAACUGGGUUCAUCUAAGAUGCAGCCAGGAACGUUUAACAGGGGAGGGUGAAAUCUCUCUUUAAAUUCAUGUAACUCAGAAUGGUCUUGAAAGGUCCCCAUCCUUAAGGUUAAUUUCCAAACAGCAGUCUUGGGUUCCAAUCCUGUUUUCUCAUAGUAGCCAAGGAAAGCUUUUCCACUGAUUUUGGUGGAAAGUUUCUGAAUAAUUGUUUUCAUGCUGGAGAGGCAAGAAGAACAGAGAACAAGAAACUUAGGAAAUUGUGUAUUUAAAUCCAACUGAAACUAAUUAGGAUUAUGGUUUUAGCUGCCUGGAUUCUUUCUUUUGAUUGAACCCUAAUUUCAUGUCAAUGUAUGCAUAUAGUCAGUGCUAUUUCUUUCAUUAUUUCAGCUAAGUCAUGUCCUGGAAACAUGAUCUACCUGGAAAGUGGCUCACCCUGUAUGGACACCUGUUCACACAUGGGGAUCAGCAAACUAUGUGAAGAACACUACAUGGAUGGCUGCUUUUGCCCUGAAGGUAACAAUUUAUGUGUGGCCUAGUGGAUACAACAAUGGGCUUAGAAAUGGGAAACCCAAGUUCAGAUGUGCAGCCUUGGAUUGUCAUGAACUAUGAGCAUCUUUUUGUUUUGUUUUGCAGGCACAGUAUAUGAUGAUAUCACUGGGAAAGGCUGUGUGGCCACGAGCCAGUGUUACUGCAAACUUCGUGGGAAAUUAUUUUCCCCUGGUAAAAACAUCACCAAUGACUGUGAAAGCUGGUAAGCCUGUCCGUGCCCUCUGAGAGUAAUUAUAGCUUUUUAUUUCAGAGUUGUGACUUAAAGGAUUCUUGUAGGGAUGUGAAUCUCUGGACAAACACCUUGUACCGUCACAGGCUUUCAUAUCUAAUACACCGUAUCAUUUUAUGCUAAAACAUAGCAAGCCCCGGUGAAAAAUUGCCCAGCAUUACCAAUUAUGUACCCAUCUGAUAUUGCUAUAUGAGCCUAAAUCUCUAAUUGUAAAAACAUAUUUCAGCAGCAGCAGCAGCAACAUUGCGUGGACAGGCGGAGUCCCCAGAUCCUGAGCGGUCCCCCCCGUCAUGUGGAAUAACGACUCAAGACAACGUGCUAUGGGAUUAAAUUGGCCACAACUUUAUUAAAUAUCAAAUGUGGGUAGACCUUGGCUCAGGCAUUGGGCAUUCUCCCUCCCCAGUCCCCAGCCAGGGACCUAGGGAGCAUCAGGGUUAUCCAGUGUGUGUGGGGGGGGAUGGGCUGGCUCUGGAGAACAUAUGUUCAAGCAGAGAUAGCCGCCCCCGUUACGCCGCCGCCGCAGGGGAGAGCAAUGACGACCUUUCGGCGUACGGUCAAAGCCUCCCUUCAGAAACCCCUUUAACAGGGAACCCUGGUAUCACCGCCGCAAAGAGGAAGAUGGACUAAAGGAUUCCACCCAAGGCCUGAUACCGCCAAAGUUGUGACGUUUUGCUACGGGAAAGGCGAAACCUGCCAAUGCAGGGAAAUUCCUUUCCAGCCCUUUAACAGCGACCUUAACGUAGCAGCGCCCGCAUACCUGUGAAGAAAAGUUACCUGUAAAACCUAUGAAGAAAAGUUAACCUGGAAAGAAGACAUUAACUGAGGGUGGGUAGGGUGGGAGAAGCUCUGGAGCCAAGUGAGGAUUCCCAGGUAAGAUCCUCCCUCUACUGUGUGAGCAGGUAAUCCCUCCCCUACCUGGCCUGGUCUCCUUGGCAACGCUUCCCCCAGGUGGGAUUGGACAACUGACUGAGGUAGGCGGAGACCUCCAGGUAUCCCACCUGAGGCAAGCCAAGCCUAUGCUGAUGGGGCCGCUCCAGAUCCAGGGCUGUGCGCAUCCACGCAAAGGUCACCCCCCGUUUUAAGCGGGGAGCGGUCAUUCUUGGGGUAGAGAAAAGGGGAUUGCUGCUGCCACUUUGCAAUGUAUCAUCAGCACCUUUAUGGCUUGCUGAAUCUGGAAUGUUUGGAAAAAGAAGAGGUUAUAAGGUCCAAAAGUGUUAUGGACUCAUUUCCAAAUUGACCUGCUGUAGUGGCUCCACUGCUGUGGUGCAGGUACUUCUAGUAUAAUUUCUGUAUGUCCAGAUCCCACUUUUGAUUUCUUGUCUGUCUUCACAGCACCUGCCAAUCAGGUAGAUGGAUAUGCCAGGAUUUACCCUGUCCCAGUAAAUGUGCAGUGGAGGGAGGGUCUCACAUUACUACCUUUGAUGGAAAGAAGUACACCUUCCAUGGUGACUGCUACUAUGUGCUGAGCAAGGUACGUGCACCAGACUCUUCUACUCUGGUCGAAGGAAUUAUGCCACAGUGGGGUAGGGUAACCUUCCAAUAGAGUGCAGGUGAAUGAGAAAGGGCUAGCCUUCCUGCCUUGGAUGCAGUGUGUUUGUAUGUCUGUGUGGCCACACCUGCUUUUGUCUGGGUCAUUUCCCACUCUUGCCUGUGUCUUUGUAUUGCAAUACAGCUGAAUCUAAGAUAGGGCUAAAAUGGGGGUUGGGAAUUCAAAAAAGGAAUUGGAAAGGAAUGGGGAAUGGCAGUUUGAGGUUAGAUGUCAAAUAUUUCCCAGAAGGAGGGCUUAUACUCUCCCUGAAAGAAAAAGGAAAAAGGAAAAGAAAGGCCUGUGACCCAGAUCAUGGAAUGUGACAUCCUUAAGGUCCAUGAUUUAUUGCACUUUUUGUCUGAAUGGGUAAUUUCAGCCUAUCUGUGAAAGGCAUCAUUUCAUAUCAGCAAAAGUUGACCACUUUGAUUGUAUUUGUUCUUCUGUAAUUGCAGAGCAUACAGAAUGACUCACAUGCCCUCUUGGGAGAACUAGGCCCAUGCGGUUCUACUGACAAGCAGACAUGCCUAAAGACGGUGGUUCUGUUAAUAGACGAAAAGAAAAACGUAAGUUUAGGGUAAUGAUGGUAUGGCUCUGUGCUAGUUCACCAAGAAUAUGAUACCAAAUGAAGGUUUUCUUCAUAAUUCAAAGAUAUAGCCAGUCAACAAUAUUCUAAGAUUCCCAACCCUCCCCUUCCAUUGACAUCUUAUUCCAUUUGUAUUCUGUUCAUAUUUCUUGCUAAGCUUCAUGACGGGGGGGGGGGGGAUUAUGUAAUAUGUAAUUUUACCACUCCAAGAGGUUCUGGUUCACAUUUAAACUUCUGAACAUUGAUCCAUGUGUCUGAAUUACAUUGAACAAUAAACCAAACAUAGAAAUCCUCAUUUCAUUUUUUAUAUUUUAUAUACUUUGCUUAUCUCGUUUUGUGUUUUUACAUCCUCUUUAAAUCCAAGCCCACAUUUCCAUGACUUUCAGGUUCUAUUUAUUUUGUCAUAUCUUCCUUUUACAUAUUUCAUACUUAAUAUGUUUGUAAAAUAUACCCUAUAAACAUUUUAAAAGCUACCAUUGGCCAGAAAUCCUUGCCAAAGAUUUGAUAAGAGAUUUUUCAGCAUUAUUUCCUCAUGUCGCAGUUCUGUGCUGUACACUCAUGACUGCUUAGCUGCCAAUUGCCAAAGAGUAUGCAGACUUUACAGCAGGGAUGGGUGCUACCUGUGACCCACCAAAUGUCAACGGACUCCUGUUCUCAGUGGCAAAGGAUGAUGGGAGCUGCAGUCCAGGAACAUUUUGAGAGCCACAAGUUCCCUGCCCCCUGCUCUGCAGAUUUAAUCUGAUCCUGUUUAGCUUUCUUCAGUUUAGGAAGCCAUUGAAUGUGUAGUUCUAUGAAAUACUUCUUAGCAAAUAAUUUCCAGCAUCUGGAGAUUGUCUGAAGUCACUGACCCCCAGCCCCAGCCCCAAGACACACACAAGGGUGUGUGAUCCAAGCAAACUCCAAAAGGGUUCCUUUCUCCACCAGGUCCCAAAACCAUAAGUAGCUGGCAUCUGCCCUCCAAAACCCGAUUUGUCAAUCUGGUCAGCUGGAAAAUAAAGAAGAACCUACUUUGUUUCUAAGCAACUGGCUGUGGCUACAUUAAGAACCCAGGGAGGGUUAUGGGCACUGAGAUAAUUCAGAAUUGGUAAGGAGUGGAUGCCUCUCCCUGGCCCUGGUUUGUGAACAUGAUAUGCAUCCAAAUGCCCACUAUGUUCUGCCUGCUUCCUGCCAGAGCUGGAUGCAGACCCCACUCCCCAUGAUCUACUUUGGGGGAAGAGUGAAGUAGGCUGAGACACACUGCUUGACUGAGUACCCAGGUGCAGGAUUGCAGCCACUGUGCAGCUGCAAACUGGCAAAAACUGAAAAUGUAUGAAUACAAAUACAAUCACUUUUAAAAUUGGAGAUUUUAAUACCGUACUUUCUUGAAAGAAAAAAGCUGAAAACAACAUAAUUAGGAACUGCUGAUAAAAGAAAACAAUGCUUUGAUUCUUCUUAUCUAAUUUUUGGAUGAUUUGGAAAUGUGACGGUUAAUAAGCAACCAGAAUAAUCUAAGUCAGAUAAAUUCCAUCAUAAUUAAUCCAUAUAUUCUGGAAGUUAUAGUAUGUUUUGCAACGUUCCCUCAGAGGUUCAUGCCUAUGGAAACUGCCUUCCAGUCCAAGAAAUGAGCGUUCUGUGGUGCAAGGUGCUCUCCAAUAGGGAUUUGCACAACAUUGUGCAUAAGUGUGUAUGAAGGGGCAUUCAUGUGUGUGUGUGUGUGCACAUACAUGUUCCAUUGCUUAGUUCUUUGGGUUGCUUAAGCUCUUACCCAACUUCCUGUUGUCAGAUAUAAGAAAACUGUCAAUGUUCAAAAUUUCCAGGGUGGGUUCCUUCUGGGCAUUACAAUCGUUAUUAUUAAUGUUCAUUUAACGUGACCCCCAGGUCCCUUCCAACUCUAAAAUGAUAUGAUUCUAUUACAUUCCUCACCUUUAAGACCCUGAGGUCACACUAACAUAGGCUGUUUCUCUCUUCACACAGGUCGUAGUUUUCAGAUCAGAUGGUACCGUAUUACUGAAUGAAAUAGAAAUUCAUUUGCCUCAUGUAACAGGUGAGGAAAGGAACCCUCAACUUCCACCCCACCCCACCCACGGCCUAAAUUGAUGGUUCCACAAAUCCUUAGAUGUUAUGGAGCAUGAUUAAACGAAAUGCAAAAUAAAAUAUGCUAGAAAGGAGGGUGAGAAAAUGUACUCCUUUGUUUAUUUGGCAGGGAAUGAUCCAAAUGAUUGCUUGUCCUUGUCUGGGGACUCUUCCCUGUCCCUUCCCUUUUUCAUAUCUGCCCCCCUCCCUGCCGCUUUCCUCUUCUCCUCAUUGAGAAACCAUUCUAGGCCAACACCUAACCUUUCUUGCUCUCCGGGCUGGUUAUUCGGCCAAUGGCAAUGUUCUUCAUAACAGCAAAGGUAUCUGAUAUGGGAAUCUGGUAUAAUACACAAUGGAUACUGUUUUUGCCCCUCUGAUUUGAUGAGUGCAUUACAAUAAGCAGUUGAUAACUUGGCCUUCCUUUUGUUUUUCAGCCAGCUUCACAGUUUUCCAGCCGUCUUCAAACUACAUUAUUGUGCAGGCGACCUUAGGCCUCAGGCUGGAGAUCCAGCUGGUUCCAGUUAUGCAGCUCUUUGUCAUUGUGGACCAGACUGCCCAGGCAACUCUCCAAGGCAAGUCUGAACUGCAGGGAAGAGGAUUCCGCCAAUAGUAACACUAACAAGGGGGUGUUUUUUUAAAAAAUUAAAGAUACAUGGGGUCAAAUACCUACCUGCAAAAAACAACAACUUGUUUAGUCGCUUUUUUAUUUAUUAAGACAUUUUUAUCUCCACAAAUUGUCUCAAGGCAAUAAAUUGUAAAUCGUGACACACACAUAAUAUAUUAUAUGCUAGACUAAUUCCGCAGGCAUGCUAUUUGAACUAAAAAGAGCUGGGGCAGAGAACAGCACAGUUGUCAAAAGGCAUUCAAUUAUGCUGGGGUAUAUAUACACAUAUGCACAAUGUUCAUGCUGAUUGGAAGUGAUGUGCUUAUUGGAUGUGUGGAAAUUUAUCUCUAGAAAAUCUUAGUAAAUUGCUCACUAUUCCCAUUUUACAAAAAAGAAAGGCACGCCUUUAAAGAAACUCACAGCCAACAUCUGUUGCUUUUAUCAAUAGGUCUUUGUGGGAAUUACAACGGAAUAGAAGGAGAUGACUUCAAAACAUCAAGUGGAUUAAUAGAAGCUACAGGGGCUUCCUUUGCUAACUCAUGGAAAGCACAAGCCAGCUGCAGUGAUAAGUUGGAUAACUGGGACCACCCUUGUACUCUUAGCGUUGAGAAUGGUAAGGAUGGGUGGUUUUCAUAAAUAAAUAACAGAUUUCAAUAUCUGUGUGCCAUCUAUAUCCAAUUUUCAGGUCAAAUAUUGAAUCUGAAGGCGGGGCCAAUUUUCUUUAUUACUUGGGAGAGCAAGUUGUGAUGUAUAAAUCUGUGCUAGGUCCGAGGCUUUGAAUACACUGUAAGUUUCAUGUCACUGUCUCAAAAGAAAAAGUUUCUAAAGAAAUAGGAUACAACACUGCUAAAGAUGAAGAAGAAAUGCUCAUUUUAUCUAUUAUAGUUGUGAAAAUGGAAGCCUGCUUACAGUUUCCAUCCAUAGUAUUACUUCUGUUUAUGUUUACUGUGUUUUAUAGUCUUUUAAAGACAAAACUGUUGAGCAUGUACAGUCCACAGACGAUUUUGUUGCCCAGUUAUGUGGGUAGCUACUUGCCUUUAAAUGACAGAGAAGCUGUAUAGUGUUCAAACAUCCAGACACAUACAGUAUUCAUUUUGUUUUGCUGUAUUGUACUGCAUAGUUAUUUGAAUUCUAGCGUAUGGCUAUAGGCAUUACAUAGAAAUACAUGAAGUGAAUGGUUUAUAAUAAUAUUUUAUUUCUCUCCAGAAAAGUAUGCUGAACAUUGGUGCUCUUUGUUGAAAAGUACAGAAACUCCUUUUGCCAGAUGUCACUCAGUCAUUGAUCCAACAGAUUAUUAUAAGGUAUGGAUUUUCAAAUUAUUCUGAGUCUUUAUUCACGCAGCUUGGUGUUUUGUUACAUGGAGUUGUUCACUUUCAGGUAUUAUGAUAAACUGAAAAGAGUGGCGGUAAAGCAAGUUCUACAGCUUUCUUCCCAGCUGCUUUUCAUAGGGCUUGAGGGUUAGAAUUACUGACAAUGGAUUAUCCAGUUUCAAACCCAGCCAAAUUUCUAGCCCUUUCAGUUGGAAUACGGGAACUAAAGCAAACCCAUUGUUGUGAAAAGAGCCAAAUAAUAGUUAUCCGGAAGAGAGUCAUGAGCCAGAGGGCUCUUUUAGCUACACUCAAGAUUUUAGAAAAAUUCUCAAGCUUUUUUAAAUAAAAAACAAAACAAAAUAGUAACAGCAUGAGAAACUGAUUUGAAAAAUUACAUCAGUAAAAAAACCAACACAGCUUGCUUUGGGAAGUUCAUGCAAUUCAAGAAGUGCCAGUCCUUGGGUGUGUGGAACGAGUUGUAGUUUUGGGGGGAUCUUGGUCAGAGGAGUUCCCAGAUUCCCCAAAUAGUUCUAACCCUGAUGACAGGCAACAUGGUGGAGGUGAGCCAGUCUGCUUUUAGGUCGGGGUGGAGAACCUUGUGCUCAGAUGCCCAAUGUGGCCCCCAGGCCUCCUUAUCUGGCCCUUGUAACUCUCUUCAGGCCACUUGCCAUGACUGACCCUGCUUCCAUGUUGUUACCUGGCCAGAAUGUGUCCUUGAACUCUGACAAUGCCUCUUGUUUGUCUGGUGUUGUCUGGUACAGAGAAGGGUACGCAUGUAGAAAUGAGAGUGCUGUACAAAGGGGAAAUUUACAUUAGUUGCUCCACCCACUUUUGCCUUUGCCCUGCCUACCACUGACAUGUGACCCCCUGAAAGCAUGCUGAGAAAAGAAUGUGGCCCUUGGGCUGAGAAUGAUUCACUACCUGUUUUAAGUGGAUCACCUUGCUGUGGGGGAAACAGCCCAUUCAUUGUUUUUAACAAAUUAAGCAAAAUAAUAGGAGAAGUUCGCUCUAGCAAUCUUGAAAAAACUACUAACAUUUUUAAAUGGAAGAAGGAUAGGAAGAAAUGGCAUUGCUAAGGAAAAGCUCUCAGUUUAUCAUUUUACUUUCAUUUUAACUGUGGAACAGGGCACGAUUGUGUAGCAUUGCUACUGUUGAGGACUAGCUCUUCAUUCAUCUUCCUACAAAUGUACUUGAAUGUUUACUGGCUUUCUCCCCCUCCCCUUGCCCAGCGCUGCAAAUAUGAUACCUGCAAUUGUAAUGCCAACGAAGAAUGUAUGUGUGCUGCCCUAUCAUCAUACGCAAGAGCCUGUGCCUUCAAAGGGGUCAUGUUAUGGGGCUGGAGAAAGAAUGUUUGCAGUAAGUGCCUAUAUCCCCACCCUUGCCUUGAACAAAAUGGAGCAAAACCUUUUGAAUAACUGUGUGCUAACUGUAAUGUUUUGAGACUAGAAUGUAGUUAAUAUCAACAAACGUAGCAUACCCCAUUCAUCAAAAUAUAUGGUUUUUGUAAGAUGCAAAAUGUUUUGUUGAAGUUGAAGGGAAGCACCCAUGUAUGUUGUUUACAUUGGCACAGUAAUACUUGUGGACGGAUACAAUGAAUGUAGAAGUACUGGACAAUUCCAUUUGGGAUACUGGGGUGCCUGCAGGAUGACUUAAUGAGGCAAUGCUAAGUCAUUUAUUACUUCCUGCCAUUUAAUCUUUCAGCUAGACCAGGAAUAGGGAACCCCAGGGCCUGGGCCUCACAACUCUCCCCAUACCACACUCUCCUCCUGGCUCUGUUUUGCAUAUUUAUUGAGUGUUUUUGCGUGACUGUGAUGUAUCCUUAAUAAUGCUUUUUUGCUUGCCUGGAUGGAGGAUGGAGGGUAGAGAAGGGUGUGUGUACAAGCUAGAGUACCGUACAAAGAAAACAUUUGCAUUUGUUGGUCCACCCACUUUUACCUCUGGCGCUGCCUACCACUGGCCCCCAGAAGGUUGCACGAAAGGUCAUGUGGCCUUUGAGAUGAAAAAGGUUCUCCAUCUGUGAGCUAGACAAUAAUAGUUUCCCCCUCUCAUUGUCUUAAUUGCUACCUUAGUUUAGUUUCACCCAAGCAUGACAACAUUUCUUCAUAGGGGUCUUAACAGAAGUAGAAUACAGACAGCAUGCACUGAAUGGCUUAGGAAUGGUGAGCAGGAAUAUAUUUAGGAAUGGUGAGCAGAAUAUAUUCUAUCCAUUCUGACUUUUUGUCACUUUCUCCCCUUCAUUCAGACAAAGAAGAAUCCUCUUGCCAAGCCAGCCAAGUCUUCCGUUACAAUCUGACUUGCCAGCAAACUUGCCGCUCUCUUUCUGAUGGUCAUAAGUACUGCUUGGAAGGCUUUACUCCAGUAGAUGGCUGUGGCUGCCCUGAUAAUUCCUAUAUGGAUGACAGUGGCAAAUGUGUGCCAAUUGCUCAGUGCCCGUGCUAUUACAAGGGUGUGCCCAUAAAUCCCGGCUACGUUAUAAUGAAACAGGAUGAGCGCUGGUAUGUUAACACAACAGUUUGUGGUCUUUCUCAUUAGGUGCGAAGCUCAACGUUCAGUACAGUACCAGGAACUGCUCUCUUUUAGUUGCAAUCCUACAAUGUUUGCAAGUGGAAUGGGAUGGGGAAUCUUGGGAUUACGUUGGCUGUGUAUGAGCAUUCUCUUCAUUAACCAUAAGACAAUUUAGAGGUUUGUGAUACUAAUUUAGAAGAGGAUCUCCCUUCCAAAUCAACAUGAGAAAUACAAGCAUCAGAAUGCAUUGUGGAGUGACUAGUUUUUAAGAAACUUUAGACAUCUAUGUUGUUCACCAGGCAUAGUGUUCAAAGGACAAAGAGGUGCUGAAAUAUUGCAUUGUGAAUUCUUGAGAUUACUUGAGAAGUCAGCAAUAUAAGUGUACACAACACCUGCCCCCCAGUAUUUAAUGCGUAAUCCAAAGGUUCCUCCAUAUUCCCCUCGAAACUAUAUGUCUCAGCUUAAACAUAUCUUGUCAAAUCUUAUUAAGAAACUGACAUUUUGUCUUUGGCACUUGCUCUUACUUUGUUUUAUGCAUUGUCAGUAGGGCACCCAUGGUGUUCAAGUAAUGUUUAGCAGAAGUGGUACUCUUAAAUUUUUGCAGCAGAUCUUUAGUUUUUGUUAGUAGCACUGUAUAAAUUGGGAAUCACUUAUAAGCUCAAAUAUCUGGCUUACCAUUUUUCUCCUGUUGUGUAUUCCAUUCUAGUGUUUGCAGACAUGGAAGAUUUCAUUGUGUGCCAGUGGACGUAACCCCUGAACGUAGGUGUACAAUUUCAUGUUACAUUAUGACUUUUUCCAGUUUGAGUUAUCAUCUGUAUGAUUUUGAAGUUGUGCUUAAGAAAGCAAUUGUUUUGAAGUUGUGCUUAAGAAUAUGAGCCAUUUUUUGUGAAAAUAAUUAAUAAAAAUGCAAUUAAUAAUUAUAUUUUUUCAAGCUGACACGAUAUAGUUUGAUUCCUCCUAAAAUGUAUCAGAAUUUCCCCUCUAAAUCCACAUAUUUAUAUAGUUUUCAUAGACAUAUCCUCAGCCUUUGAUUUGUUUAAAUUGCUUUGUUUAAGUUGCUCAAUGUAAAGUAUUGAUAAGAGACUACUGCUUUUAAUUAAAAACCUUUAUUUAUAGACAUGCUUCCUAGUACAAAACAGGGAUGUCUGUUGGGCCCCUUUUUGUUUAAUUUUAUAUAUAAAAAUAAAAAAAUUAUAUACAGCUCUUGUUGAUUAUCAAAAUGGAUCCAAGAUAAUAUUGUCAGUGUUCUAUAUUUUAUUUUACAGACUGUUCACCCAACAUGACAUAUUUUGACUGCAACAACUUUGACAGUUGGUCUUCCCAAACACCAGUACAUCUUAGCUGCCAAACACUGGGAAACGAUCAGGUACACUUUCAUUGCAUUUUGACGACACCCUAAUGUCCUCAUUCUCUUGUUCCUCAAGUGAUGUAAUUAACAAAGAAGCUGUACUCUAGGUGUCUUUAGGAAAUCUCCUUGAGACUUUGGGGCAUUUCCUAGCAAAAGGACUGCAACUUGCAGAAGCAAAUACCUGCACAUUUCUACCACCAGUUUGCCUUCAUUGGUUCUGAUUGUUUUUAACUUUAUUAACAUUUUCAUUUCAUUUAAAUAAGUUCCACUUUUCAUUUAAAAUAAAUAACAAUAGAAAUCUCUCUGCCACCAACCAAUGGGGGCAACUAUAUUUUCCCCUGAAAAUAAUUUCCCCACCAAAUUAUGCUAUUUUUUCGCAAUGUAAUAUCUCUCCUAGGGGCGCUCUAUUCCAGGGAGUUGACCACACUGCUGAAAGCAACCAAGUCAUGGUUUGAAGUGGUAGCAAGGGCUUUUAUUUGUUUGCUUUUUGUCAAAAGAAAAAGAAACAAACCAUUGACAGUCUUGUAUUUAAACGAUAAGGCCACCUUCUGGAAAAAUUAUUAAAGUAACCCAAAUCUAAAAGUCUCCCAAAGUGCCUCUGUUUUGUAGACCAACUUUAUUUUAAACACACCCAAGUUUCUGAACAAAUUAAAUUGAGGUUUUAUCUUACCUUGCAAAUAGAAAUUUGGUAAGCUUUGAAUGGUAAUCCCGAGUCCAAUUUGGCUUUAUGAACUUAUCAAAUGCAAGGCCCAUGAAUUCUGAUUGACCUUAUCAUAAAAUGUGAACACAAUGUUCUUCUUGCUCCUCACAGUUCCAGACAGAGUGUGUUUCAGGAUGUGUGUGCCUUGAUGGAUUGAUAGAUGAUGGCAGAGGGAAUUGUGUCCAAGAACAGGACUGCCCAUGCAUUCAUAACAAAGUUUUUUACUCCCCCGGAGAAACAGUAAAUGUGGACUGCAACACAUGGUAGGAUCUUUUUCACUGUCACUUAUUGUAGUCAUAGCAAUGUAUGAAUAUACUACUAUGCAAACAGAGUGUACGGGGUGGACUGCAUGUUUCCUCAGCUACAUCAUUUACCCAGUACUUCAAAAGCAAUGCUCGGACACAGAGACUAAGCCUUACACAAUUUCUUUAAUUGUUUUGGUACUCUCCAGUACUUGUCAAAGAGGAAGCUGGAAGUGCACCACCAAUUCAUGCUUUGGGACAUGUACCAUUUAUGGGAGUGGCCAUUACAUCACGUUUGAUGGAAAAUUCUAUGACUUUGAUGGCAACUGUGAAUAUGUGGCUACUCAGGUAAUGUUCAGCUAUGCUCAUGCAAUUUUAUACUGUUUUGAAUUGUGUGUGUGUGUGUGUAUAUCUCCUAUCUAUUUGGCUUCUCAGGCAUUCCUCAACAUCUCAUCUUGUGAAAUUUUCUUACUUCGUGGAGUAAUCAAUGGUUCUGUUAAGAUCAUUUCAAAUGGUAGUAUCUAACAAGGUGGUUCCAUUAGCUCCAGGACUUCUAGUUAUGCAAUAGAACUACCCCCUUCCUCUCUGCUCCCCACCCCCCAAAAAAUCAAUUCUGGGUUUUCCCCCAACCUUCUGGAGAAGAUUUAAUGAUGUUCAAUUGUGCAUAUGGAAACCCAAUUGUAUGGGUGUCUCCAGGCUGCUUAAUAUGUGCUGAAAUAGUUUACACUCAUCCAAACAGAAUUUGCUAGUUUUUAAGCCUUGUUUUCUCCAGUUCAUUCGGUUGUUGCAUUUUGCAAAUGUGUUGAGGAAUUAAGUGCCCUCUGAACCACAGAGGACUGUUAAAUUUGAAAAUAUAUUAAGUUUGCUACCAAUACAAAUAUGCAGUGCCGCUUUAGCAGCUUUUUAAAAUACAAAAGAAAAUCAAAGUAUCCUGGUUUUGGUUUUUCUUAGUUUUGUUCAUCUUUCCCUCUUGCACCUUCAUUAGGAUUACUGUGGAAACAGCGAUUUGGAGGGAACAUUUAGUGUCAUCACAGAGAAUGUCCCAUGUGGAACCACUGGAGUCACCUGUUCCAAGGCCAUUAAAGUUUUCCUUGGGGUAGGUAUGAACAUAGAUGAGAACAAGCCUGAAAGCGCUUGGUCUGUGCCUGCAAAUAAUCAAAUCAGGUUGCCGUGGGGAGGUGCAGGCAAUUUGUUGAGUUCUUAGUCAAAUGAGGCUCCUUACUUUUGAGAACUGGUGUCAUGAUAUCCAGUUUAAAAGAGCCAGACUGACUCUAGGGGAGCUGAGGGUAUCAGGUUAACAUGCUAAUGUCUGUUUUUGUUAUGGGGCUUCUGUUACACAUCUGUCUUUUUAGAGCACUGAAAUAAAGUUGGAAGAUAAACAAAUAGAAACAAUUGAGAUGAAUACUACUAGCACUGUGACUUACUGGAUUCGUGAGCCAGUCGGGCUGUACAUUGUAAUAGAAACCAGCAAUGGUGUUAUUCUUAUCUGGGACAGGAAGACUACUAUUUUCAUCAAGCUGGCACCCUAUCUUAAAGUGAGUAAUUCUUGAACAUAUUCCUUUAAUGCCAUGGAAAAUUUGUUAUUAAUAGAUACAUGCAACAAAAAAAAUGUUUUAUUGCUUGUGGCUUACCAUGUGUGUCUUACUGCAUCAUUAAUAGAAUGGGGCACAAGAGACAUUAGGGGGCCCCAACUGUGGCAUCACACAAGGCACGACUGGAAUUUGAGACCCCAAGGUCUGGCAUUGCUUCCACCAACUCAACAGUAUCCAUAAUUAGUAAUGCUAAAACAAAUGGCAAAACAAUCAAAGUAAUAUACAUCACAAUAAAAUUCCUGCUAACUUUAAGCCAUUGCAAAUCUUUUCCAGUCCUAAGGUAUUGACCUUUCCUCUCCCUAGGGAAAAGUCUGUGGCUUAUGCGGCAACUUUGAUGGCAAGGCCAGUAAUGACUUCACUGCAAGGGACAUGGUCCAAGAAAAUAAUGCACUGAUAUUUGGAAAUUCAUGGAAAAAGGAUACUGCAUGCCCUGAUGUUGAUGUAGACCCUGAGCCCUGUGAAAAGAAACCUCAUCGCAAAUCCUGGGCAGAGAAAGAAUGCAGCCUCAUCAAAAGUGUUGUGUUUGAAGAAUGUCAUUCAAAAGUUAGUAUUGUUGCUUCAUCACUUGGACAAGCUGGGCUAUACUAGUCUUGGGGGAAAGAACAAGCUAUUGCCAUAUGUGAGCAUAUGGAGAAUAAAAAUAAAAAGAUCUUUAAGCAGUUUACAUAAAAUACCUAGCAAACCAUGGGGGAUCGUCAGUAGUGCAAUGGAUUUUAAAGGUCUUGACAUACAACAUCAGAUGAAUCUAUAAUAUCCUGCAGACAAUUUCUAACUUAGUAGCACCCAUUCCAUUCCAAACUGGAUAGUGGAGUGGUUUUCAACUUUAACUGUAAAGAGAUGUUAUCCAAUGAGAAUGUGACUUAGGAUAAACUCUAGAAAAAGAGAAGGAAAUAUCAUGGUUAGACAUGUCUUGAGUUGGUAUGGAGCUCCCAUUUCUCUCUCCAGAACUCUCUGCAGGUACUGUUUGAAAUGAAAACACAUAAAUUCAUCUGAAUUAUCUUCACCGAAAACCAAAUAUUUGUUGUUGCUAUCCAGAAUGUUACUAGCUUAAAAGUCUGAAAUUGGAAUUGAUAAAAUAUCUCACGGAAGUAAAAUGUGCCAUAGAUUCUUGAUGCCUUGUUGAAGUGCUGUGAUGUGUAAUGGGAUGGAUACUACUGUGGCAUGGAUGUGCUGUGUACAUCUACAGCAACAUCCAAAAACAUUGGCAACUAAGGGGAAUCAUUAUCAAAGAUGGUGGUGAGUUAGGCACCCUGGUAUUGGAUGGCAGAAAUACAGUAGUUGAUCCAUUGAAAUACCCUUGCUGUGUGAUUCUGUGACUCCCUAAUAGGUGGCUCCAGAUCAGUACUAUGAAGCUUGCGUACAUGAUGCUUGUGCCUGUGACUCUGGAGGCGACUGUGAGUGCUUCUGUACUGCAGUGGCUGUCUAUGCACAAGAAUGCCUCAAAGCUGGAGCUUGUAUCUACUGGAGAACUCCUGACAUAUGCCGUGAGUUUUGUGAUAAAAUAUUUCUCAUGCAUGCAUAAAAUUCAAAAGAGAUGAUGACCCAGAAACAGUGGCUUAAUACCUUUCAGUGACCAAAAUUCUAGAUGCACUGGUUUUUAUAACCCUAAGCCCCACCCUGUAUAUUUUGACAUGUACAAAUGUCUCCUCCCAUAGCCAUUUCAUGUGAUACCAACAGGCUUCUAAUGUGAGUUGUGAUAUGUUUUACAUGUGCCUCCAAAUAAAAUUCACUUCUCAGUAGGUCAGUUGGUCAUACUAGCUGUUCUCAAACAGGAAACACUAUAUCUAAAGAAUCCCAGGGGGGGUCCAUUAAUUCACAGAAAAACGGGAUGCCUCCACACUGUGAUGAUGAUGCAAGACUGGGGCUGGGCACACUGUCAAAGGCACACCUAGGCUCCCUUGCACACUUGGGAAGGAGUUAUAUUGGUGCGUCCAAAGCCAGGAGAGGCAAUGGACCAGAAACUUUUUUUAAAAAAGAGUUUUUUGGCACCUUUUGCACUCUGUCAGUGACUUACUCUGUGGCUAUCGGGUUGGGUCUGCUCUGCUCUGCUCUACUUCCCCUUCUCCUCCACCUUGCUCUGUCUAUUUGCCUUCCUGCCUUGUUCCCUUCCUCUGCUCGCUCCUUUCUCUUCUGUCUCCUUCCUUCCUCCCUUCCUUCUUUUUUCCUCCUCCUGCAACUCUUGUUUGCUCGCUCCAUCUUUCUUUCCUCCAAGCCCUGCUGGAUGCUCUACUCACCCUCCUAAUAGCACUGCCAGCCAACUGGGGAAGGGAGUCUGCAGGGCUGCUGCGAUAGCCCAUGUUAGUGACCAGAUUCCUUUGCUGAGACACCCAGAGGAGCCUGGGCCUCUUGCCUGGCUGCCCAGGGCAGCAGAGCAGUGGCCCAGGGAGCACGCAAAUGGGCAAAAAGGCUCUUAGCCACUCCGAGCCAAAGUGGAGAGACUCCUGGCCCUGCACCCUCGACAUGGGACAACCUAGCCACCAUUACUGUCUUCACUGGCUUUGUAUUAGGGGGAAACAUUCGGGGUAUGCAUGUAGGCUCUUCUCAUGAUUCGUAGCCUUGAUCAUGCAAGAACAUAAGUAAAAUCUGCUAGAUCAGGCCAGCAUCUUGUUCCAUCAGUGGCCAACCAGAUGCCUAUGGCAAACCUGCAAGCAGGGCCCAAGCACAAGAGCAGUCAUUCCUCCUGUUGUUUCCAACAACUGGUAUUCAGAGGCAUACAGCUCCAAAUUUUGAUGCAGAGUGUAGCCAUCAUGGCUAGUAGCCCUUACCCAAUGUAUCUUUCCAAUCCUCUUUUAAAGUCAUCUACGUUGGUGGCUAACGCUGCCUCCAGUGGGAGUCAAUGAUGGCCCCAUUCACAGGGAGCAAAGGCUCCCAAUCCCAGGGAGAUCCUGUUUGUGUAUAGCAAGUUCCUCUUUACAGACAUCCUUCCCAAUUCAUGGAUGGCAGGUGGCCAAGAUUAGCAGGAGGAGUGGUGGUAGGGGUGGGUCCAGUGGGCACAGCCUUCCUCUCCCUCUCCAUAGGAUAGCAAUCCCAUAGAGGGAGGUGUCUAAAUAAGUCUAUGUUCUAUGUUAAACCAGAGUGAAGGGGGAUUUCAGUUCCAUAGGUGAUAGAAAUGGUUGCACGCUAAGCAUAGCUGUCAACUUUUCCCUUUUCUUUCGAGGAAUCCUAUUCAGAAUAUGGGAAUUUCCCUUUAAAAAAGGGAAAUGUUGACAGCUAUGGGUUAAGUGACCUAUGUGCAAAUAUACUUCUGUGACUUGUUUUUAUGACAACUAUCUAUCUUUUGUUCCGAUAGCAAUCUUCUGUGAGUACUGGAAUCCUACAGAUAUAUGUGAAUGGCACUAUGAGCCUUGCGGAAGUGACAUUGUUACCUGCAAGAUCCUUAAUGAAGUCAGCACCAACUUUUCAAUGCCAUAUCUGGAAGGUAAGAAACUGCCAGUUACUGGUAGCUUUUGGUCUUUAAGACUCUAGUUAGUGCAGUUUGGAAUACAGUUCACCCACUGGGCCAAAGCAACUUCCCCCAUCUCCCAUUCCCUGCUUAAUGCAUUAGAUGCCUCUCUGAAACUGUGUAUAUACAGGUUUUGCAGAACAUGUUUACAGCCUAUAAAGAGACACUGAGACACCACAAGCCUAGGACUGCCUCCCAUAUGCCAGGGAUGGCGACCCUGUGACCCUUCAGAUGUUGCUGGACUCCAAGUCCCCUCAGUCCCAGCCAGCAUGGCAAAUGCCAGGGAUGGUUGUAGUUCUGCAACAUCUGGAAGGCACCAGUUGGCUCCCCUUUUCGCAUGCAAAUUUUGCUACUAUGUCAAGUUCAUUGCUGCAAUGUAAUUUUACGAAUCUCAUUUUUGUGGGUUCUAGGUUGCUACCCACGAUGUCCUCCGGAUAAUCCUAUCUACAUUGAAGAGACCAACACAUGUGGGACAAGUGAUAUGUGUGGCUGCUAUAUUAAUGGUGCUUACUAUAGACCUGGACAGUCUAUACCCACAGAUGAUCUGUGUACAAAUUGGUAUGUGAGAAUGGAGAGCUGAUGGACUAACAGUGGCAGGGAAACAUAUGUACAUGUGUUGAUAUUUAAAUUGCUGGUUUCUUGGUCUGACACACUAGCCCUUUUCAUGAAUGAGAGUGCUGUUCUGAAUAGGAAACUAUUUCUUAUGAAAGUGUAAAAUGAAAUUGUCCAUGGUGUCCAAGAGUAGGUUGGAUUUCCCCCCUUCCUUGGGCAGAGAUCCUCUCUCAGAAUUCCCACCCCAGACAAAGUACACCUGGCCAACUUUAUUUGCAACCUUCUGGGUGACUAACAAAAAUAUGCCUCUUUAGGAGGAUAUAGAGAUUACUGUAUUUUCUGCCUUGUUAAAUAUUGUUGCUAAUGAUAUGCAUUUAAAUAUUAUUUUAAAUGAAUUUAUAGUGUUACAAUGCAGGAGCAAUUAUAGCCUGAGCAUUUACAGAACAGAAGUACAAAACAAACAAAUAUACAAAUCUUCAAGUAUUUCAUUUCUGAAAAACUUCUUUUUAAAUUUCAGUUUCUGUGUUUAUGCUGGAGAAACGAAAUGUGAACCCCGAAGAGGUAUAUUUCAUCUUGCUGUUUUUCCAUUCAGAAAGCAAAAUAGUACCAUACACUUUCUCCCAUACAUUUCUCUGGGGGACUGAACAAUGAUUUCAAAUGAGUCCCCUGCUCACUGUAUUCUUUUUAAAAUUAUCAUUGAAAAAUAACAAUAAUAAAAGGACAAUCUUUUCCCACUUUGCAGUUGUUCCACAAAGAAGGGUAGUAGCUAAGGGGUGGCUAAACAUUUUUCUGUAAGCCUGUAUUUUGUUUUUAUUUAUAAGGCACUUAUUUCAUCUUAUAACUUGUCACAGAUCGUAAUGCCCAUCUUACUUUAAAAUGCAUUCUAUACAUGUUUACUUAAAAGUAAGGCCCUGUUGAGUUCAAUGGAGGUUACCACCAAGUAAAUGACUUCUUAGCCUUAGGGCAGAACUCUACUGCUACCACCCUGAUGUUGAUGGCUGGUGGGUUAGGAUUACUCAUUACUUCCUCUCCACUGCUGAUGGUGGGACUCUGCCAUGGUGGAGGAUCCCAGUUCUGCCAUGGUGGAUGGGGAACUACUGCCAGCAGUAGCCAGUGGAAAACCCUGAAAUGAGGCAUUACGGGGUGGGGUGGAUCACUGCAGGCUUUGCAUCCACAGGAUCCAAAGCCCUUCAGGCUCCUCAGCUUCACCAGUCCAGAGCUGGCACAGCCAAAAGGGAGGGGGACUACCUUCUGCCCUGACCAGCACAAUCCACUGUACCUGGCUGGGACUUUGGAUUGCUCUGCUGAUGCAAUUAUGCUACAGCACAUGGUGGGCCAUUUUAAUAUCCCUGCAUUUUAGUUGUAUUCUUACUAAGGCCACAUUUCCCAGUGGCAAGAAGCCUAUCCUAUUGUGGGAAACAGCUGAUGGUGGAAAUUAAGCAGGUGUGUACAUCCAUGCGGCCUCUGCCUGGCUGAGAAUGAGACCAUACAGGAAGAACCCACAUCAAUAGUCCAUGUAAUUCCAAUAUGCAUAUAUCUGUCACAAUGGUGAGAGAUCUCACCACAGGGAACCAGUUAAACUUUCCUUCGUGCUUGCUGCAAAUAUGAAUGAGGCUUAAGUUCAUGCAUCUCACUUAACAGAUUUAUUCAACUUUCUAACACCUUGAGCCUAAGCACACUUACUUGGGAGUAGGUCCCAUAAGUUUCAAUGGACUUCCUUCUAAGCAGAAGCACAUAAAAACAUCUUUAUAAUAUUCCAAAUAUCAGCAGCUUAGAUAAACAGUGUUUACCUGCAGUUAACAUUCCUAUGGAAUAACACAGUAUUUCCACUCCGGGUUAUUUCAUUUACAUUUUGAUUGGCUGUUUUUUCAUUAUGAUUCAAGCAGAACAACUUAAACACACUGCUUUCCUUCCUUUAGGUUGCUGCAUAUAUGAUGGUAAAGAAUACGAAGAAGGAGAAAUAAUAAUAAAUGAGAGAAAUGGAUCUUUUUGUUUCGACAUAAAAUGCACAAUCAAUGGCACUUGGGUAGUUGAAGACAUGAGACCCUGCAGUACAACUGCCCCUCCCACAACUACUCUUUCAACUACUCCUUCUCCCACCACCACCACUACUACUACCACAAGUAAGCUUGCAGCAUUGUUAAUAGUAAUGUACAUUGGUUAACUAUCUUACUAGAGAAAAUUGCACUUAACAUCAAGUUUGUUUUAUACCUCCAUGUGUAGCUAAAUGGCUUUAAUGAAGGCUGAUGCUCUCAACAUGAUAUGAAACCUUCUCUAUGUCAAAUCUAUAAUCUUAUCCAAAACUUGUAAGAUUGCAAAGUAAGAUUCUCAUCCUAUUUUUCUCUCUCCUGUUUCAGCUCCCACUACAACCUCCACUACACUCUCUUCAACAAGUAAGUGUUGUUAAAGAAGUUGGGGAUAAGCCCAUAGUCCAGUGGUAGACUAUGUGCUUUGCAUGACUCAAGAAUCAGGUUCAGUCCCUGGAUCCGUUUAAGAACUAGGAAAAAGACUUUUGUGUGAGGCCCAAAAGAGUCACUGCCAGCCAGGGCAGAAAAUACUGGGUCAGAUGAACAAAUAGUAUGACUCGAUUAGGGCAAAUUGAUAUGUCCCUAUAUAAGGUCACUGCUCUGAUAGUGGUAGUAAAGUUGCCAGUGCAAAAGAGAGGAACAUGGUAUAAUAAAGUGAUGCACACAUAACUGUGAUGGGCGUUCAAAAAUAAGAAAAAAGAAUGGAUUGGGAUUUUGUGUACAAGACCUUGCGCACUGGAGUGGAGCAAUCCCAGGAUAUAAAGAUGCUUGCUUCUAGCUUGGGAUGUUCUUUGUUGUGAUCUGUAGGGGUGGGAGGGUAGAUGGUUGCCCAGUGAUCUGUUUUUCCACCAUGAAAUGAUGGUUUUAGAUCAUGAGGUCAUUCAUGUGGACCCACUGCCAAUGAAGCUCAGGAAAAUGACUUUCAAAUUUGUCUUGCAGCUCAGUGCUUAAUGCUUGCCUGUGAAUGGAGUAAAUGGUAUGAUGUCAGUGUACCCGAAGAAGGACCAGAAGGUGGUGACUUUGAGACAUAUGACGCCAUAAGAAUUAAAGACGGGAGCAACUUUUGUCCAUCAGCUCCGCAAAACAUAGAGUGCAGGGCUAAAAAUGCACCCAAUGUGGAUAUUGCAGAAUUGGGACAGAAAGUGGACUGUAACGUCACUUAUGGACUCAUUUGUAGAAACAAAGACCAAGAUCAGAGUCUCUGGACCCUCUGCUAUAAUUAUGAGAUACGCGUCAACUGUUGUCAAAUCAUUCCUUGUUAUUCUACUCCCACCACUACUCCCUCCACUACUACCACUACCACUACACCAACUACCACUACCCCUACGCCAUCUACCACCACAACAACUACCACUCCUACCACUACUUCCACGCCUCCCACCACUACUCCCUCCACUACUACCACUACCCCAACUACCACUACCCCUACGCCAUCUACCACCACCACAACAACUACCUCUCCUACCACUACUUCCAUGCCUCCCUCCACUACUACCACUACCCCUGCACCAACUACCACUACCCCUACUCCAUCUACCACCACAACUACCACUACUUCCACGCCGUCUACCUCAACGCCAACAGGUAAUGCAUUAAAUGUUACUUUUUGACAUUAUUUUGAAUGAGUGACCAUUCAUUCACAGAAUAGUGAAAUAUAUUGAAUGCUAAUGAAUUCUAAUAAUACAACUCUUAAAAAGGACAUACAUACUUUAAAAAAUAAUAAUUGAUAGAUAUUUGUUUUACUUAAACCAGUGUAUUCAUAAGUUUGCUCCUAUUGGCUGCUAACAUCAGCCUGAUUGCUCAUUUUUAGGAAUUAGGAAUGACAGGAAAUAUUGCUUUGACUAAGGGCCAUGCCUGGUUUUAAUGUCUUGCUCCUUGCGUGAUGCAGGAAAUCCUGAAAAGGGCUUCAGGAACAUGCCUAUUUUCUCAAGCCUUUUUUCACCCAUUGCAAUCACUGAAGUGAUUGCUGGCCAUAGCUGUGCCUUCUGCGAUCACACUUGUCCUGGCAUGUGGUAUACCCUCAAAAGCCCAGGGAUCAUCAUAUGCAGAAGGAAUGUGUUCUGAGAACCAACCCCUAAGACAGGAUUCAUACUGCAGAUAUCUAACAUCAGGUCUCAGGAAAUGAUUGCAGAAUAUUUUACCAUGACCUACAGUCAGAAGUGGGCAUUCAACCUGCAAAAAUACCGUUCACAUAGAAAUGGCUGAAUAACGUUACAACACUCUUUUUCUUUUUUCGUGUCUUGCACUGACCUUGCCACUAAUCACAACAGUCUUUACACAUAAGUACAAAAACUAAAGAUGUGCUAUAACUUAUGGCAUAUGUUUAUUUUUAGAAGGAAGUUAGCCUCUCCUCCAUCAUAAUAUUUUCUAAGUGGAUGGUAACUGACUGAGCUAUAGGGAAUUAAUAUUCUGCUGUAUAUUGCAUAUUUCUGAGGAGGCGAUUCUGAGGAGAGCAAGUCUUUUCAUUGCUAUUUAUAGCUCUCCAGGCUAGGAGAAAAUAGCCAUUUUUUACAUUAUAUGCUCUCUUAACAAUGAACCUUUACAGUGAAAUUAUUCAAUGCAUACCUUUUGUGUUCUUCAACCUGUUGAUGAGUCUGUCUGUAAAGGGCUCUAUAAACCCAUAAUAUAGGCUUGCCCACUUUCCCCCUCUGCUUUGCUAAUAUGGCAAGUCAUUGACUGCAAAAACUCAUGCCAGGAGAAACCAACAAGCCUCUAACGUGCUGCAACAUUGGCACCAUUGCGGAUGUUGCAGUACAGUGGUGCCCCGCAAGACGAACGCCUCGCAAGACGGAAAACCCGCUAGACGAAAGGGUUUUCCGUUUUGGAGGCGCUUCGCAAAACGAAUUUCCCUAUGGGCUUGCUUCGCAAGACGAAAGCCCAUAGGGAAAUCUCCGCGGACCUCUUUUAAAUGCUAGCGGUGGUGAGCACAGCCUUCCCCCCCCCUCCGUCCUUCUGAUGUGGUCCAGGAAGGCUGGGGGGGGCCUAAAGGCUUUGCACCCCACCGCCAGCAUUUUAAAAGCAGUCCGGGAUAGCAGGGAAGCGCUUCCCGCUAUCCCGGACGGCUUUUGAAGGCAGGAGAGGUCCGCGAAGCCUGGGCGCGCUGAUCUCAGCGCGCGCAGGCUUCGGCAUGCCGGCAACUCUCCGCAGGCAGCGGCAGCGCUGCCGCUGCUCGCGGAGAGGUCCGCGAAGCCUGGGCGCGCUGAUCGCAGCGCGCGCAGGCUUCGGCAUGCCGGCAACUCUCCGCAAGCAGCGGCAGCGCUGCCGCUGCUCGCGGAGAGGUCCGCGAGCCUGGGCGCGCUGAUCUCAGCGCGCGCAGGCUUCGGCAUGCCGGCAACUCUCCGCAAGCAGCGGCAGCGCUGCCGCUGCUCGCGGAGAGGUCCGCGAAGCCUGGGCGCGCUGAUCUCAGCGCGCGCAGGCUCGGCAUGCCGGCAACUCUCCGCAAGCAGCGGCAGCGCUGCCGCUGCUCGCGGAGAGGUCCGCGAAGCCUGGGCGCGCUGAUCUCAGCGCGCGCAGGCUUCGGCAUGCCGGCAACUCUCCGCAAGCAGCGGCAGUGCUGCCGCUGCUUGCGGAGAGGUCCGCGAAGCCUUGGCUGGACAGCUUUUGAAGGCAGGUGGGGGGGGGGCAAAGACGUUGGCCCCCGCCAGCCUUCAGAAGAGGUCCAGGACCUCUUCUGAAGGCUGGCGGGGGCAAAGUCUUUGUCCCCCUGCCUGCCUUCCCAGGAGCUUUAAAUUGCCCGGACAGCGGAGAAGUCCUCCGCUGUCCCGGGGCAAUUUUAAAUACCGCCCGCCAGCAUUUUAAGAUCGCCCCGGACAGCGGAGAAGCCCUCCGCUGUCCCGGGGUUUUAAAAUGCUGGGGUGGGUGGGAAGAAAAGCCCUUGUCCCCCAGCCUUCAGAAGAGGUCGGGGGACAGACUGUCCCCGGACCUGGUCUGAAGUCGGUUUCCCUAGGAACGCAUUAAUUGAUUUUCAAUGCAUUCCUAUGGGAAACCGUGCAUCGCAAGACGAAAAACUCGCAAGAAGAAAAAACUUGCGGAACGAAUUAAUUUCGUCUUGCGAGGCACCACUGUACAGUACAUGAGAACAUUUUAAAGCAGCUACUUAGUUCUUCUCUUGUACGUGUUCUAGAAAGGCAAGCUUUGAAACCAGAAGCAAUGAUACAGUGGUGCCUUGGAACUUGAACGUAAUCCGUUCUGGAAGACUGUUCAACUUCUGAAACGUUCGAGUUCUGAGGCGCAGCUUCCGAUUAGCCAACAGCUAGGUUUUUGCACAGUGGAAGCCGCGUCGGACGUUCGUGUUCCGAGGAACGUUCAAAAACCGGAGCACUUACUUCCAGGUUUUCGGCGUUCGGGAACCGAAACGUUUGAGAACGGAGCUGUUCAAGUUCCGAGGUACCACUGUACUAUGGUUCACUUUGGAAUGUUGUAGUAGUGAUGAAGCACCUGGCCCCAAUUUGCCAAGCAGUGUGAUGUCACAGAGGCUGAAUGGUGGUGAUGUCAUAAACAGAGGGUUGCUUAAAAAUAAGAGCCAGGGUUGUGAAAGGAAGAGAGCACAGUAAGGCAAUGUGAGCAAAAGGAGCCUGAGUAAGAGGAGGGGUGGAGGAGACCUGGGGAAAGUAGGGGGAAGGCAGGAGGGUCAGCUUAGUCACACUUCCCUUUGUCCCAUGACUUCCUCUGAUUGUCCCGAGUUUUCCAAACAUGGGUCUGAAAGGCUUUUUUUGUUGUUGUCCCACUGCUUUUCCUGGGAAAACCUGCUGUUUACUGCUGAAUCAGAGCAAAUGUCAAUCUGCAGAAAACCUGAUUGACGGCUGUCCUGAUUCAGCAUAAACACCAGGUUUUCAUGGGGAAAGAAGCAGGAGAAAAGAAAAGCAUCUUGGACCUGUACCUGGAAAUCUCUGGACAUGCGGAAGUGUGGAUGAGCCUUAAGAGGAAGCAAGGGGAGAGGCCAAGGAAGAGAAUCAUGGGUGCAUAGGAAUGCAGGGAAAGGGGAUAAGGACACCAGAAGUACUUUGAUUCUGGAGGUCUGUGACUGUCUUCUGGUCACAAAUGAGGCCUUAAAGCAUCUGGUCAAAAAAUAACAAUAGGUUUUUCCAAACAAAUUUCUGUAAAUUUCCGAAUAAAGUGGCAGGAUAAGAUAGCAAAAUAAAAAGGAUUAAUUUGGUUUGGUUCUGAGGAAAUCAAUUAUAUUACUGAGCAAGUGUUUUAAUAAGCUGUGAGAUUAUUAAUGCUGUUGUUAACAACAAACACACAGUUUAUUUUAGCUUUGUACAUUAAAAAAAUGUUUCUAAAAAUUUCAGCUUUGUAUUUAUUAUGACAGUGUUUGCACAACUGUAGCAACAGUUUCCUGCUAUAUCACUUUCAAAAUAAUCUGGGCAAUCGCUGAGCUAUUUCUCUCUGUUGUUGUUUUACAGUAGUUUGUUCCUCCGCUGUAGUAUGUUCAUGGUCGAACUGGAUUGAUGUCAGCUUCCCACAAUAUGGCCCACAGUAUGGUGACUAUGAAACCUAUGAUAACAUCAGGGCAGCCGGCAUAGAGAUCUGUACAAGGCCAGAAAACAUAUCAUGCAGAGCAGUGAAAUUUCCUAAUUACUCCUUCAAGGAAUUGGGGCAAAAAGUGGAAUGUAAUGUUUCGACUGGACUUAUUUGUCACAAUAAAGAUCAGACUCCUGGGCCUGUGUACCCUGUAGAUAUGUGUCUCAACUAUGAGAUCCGUGUAUAUUGCUGCAAGGAUGAAUGCAUAUCUGGACCUCCUACCACAACUCCUACCACAACUCCUACCACAACUCCUACCACAACUAUACCAACUACCACUUCUACCACUACCUCUACUCCAUCUACCACCACCACAACUCCUACUACUACUUCCACACCAUCAACCACGACACCACCAACUACUACUACUACCAUUCCAACAACACCUUGGGAUACCCUUACCACUACACCAACUACCACUUCCACCACUACCACUUCUACCACUACCUCAGCACUUACCUCUACCCCCACACCACCUACUACUACGCCAACUACCACUGCUACUACUACCUCCACUGCACCUACAACUACACCAACUACCACUCCAACCACUACAUCUACAGCAACAACCACUAUGCCAACCACCACUCCAACCACCACCACUACUACAGGAUCCACUUCAGGUAAUGAAUUUUUAUUUAAUGAUUCUGCUUUGCUUGAAUGAACUAAUCACUCAUGGAUCAGUUAAAUACAUUGAAUGCUUAAAUCGCACAGUAUGUUUCUUAAACCAGCUUUACAUUACUAAACCUCAUUAAUAUGCAUACUUGAAUAGCGGUAGAACUUUUGUUACGCAUUUUUUUACUUAUUUUGUUUUUAUUCCUAAUUUUCCCUGCAUUGACUGCUAAAAUCAACCUGAUAACGUUUUUGUUUAUUUUAGGAAUUAUUAAUUAUUUAAAAUAUUGCUUUGGCUAAAGGCCUUUCCUAUAUUUAAUUCCCUGUUCAAGUGAGUGGGCCUCACCUUUUUGUGGCAUACUUGUAUGCAGUCCUUCAGGAAUGGUGAUGAUUGCCUUGGCAUUUAAUUACAGCUGCUGCACUCACCAAAGCUGUUUCUGGUCCUGACUGUUUUUGCCUGGAUCAGGCAUUGUGUUUGUCACUGUGAACAUUUACCCUCAGAAGAUCAGAAAUUCUCAGGGGUGCAUGGAAUUUUAUCUGUUUGCUUAUUUAUUUAUAAUAUUUCUUUGCCACCAUUCUCCAUAUGAUCACAGGGCAGAUUACAACAAUAGAAUAUAAAAUUCUAAAAACAAAUAUAAGUUACAAUGACAAAACCAAUAAAAUCAUUCCAAGUGAGCCAUAACUUUGUAAAUUCAGCAAAGGAGGUGGGCCUUAGAAAACAAAAUAGCUUAACUUUCAAAUGCUGCAGUAAAAGAAUGCAUGUUUAGCAUACAUUGAAAGCUGUGCAAUAAAGAUGUACCUCUGCAGGGAGGGAAUUCCACAAUUUUCUGUAAGUCAGCUUAAGAUAAUAAUAAUAAUAAUAAUAAUAAUAAUAAUAAUAAUACCCUGCUGGAUCAGGCCAAUGGCCCAUCUGUUCCAGCAUUCUGUUCUCACAGUGGCCAACCAGAUGCCUAUGGGAAACUCAAAACAGCCUUGGCCCAGUAUACCUGAAGAAGCAUCUCCACUCCCAUCAUUCAGCCCGGACACUAAGGUCCUCCUCUGAGGGUCUUCUGCUGGUUCCUUCACUGUGGGAAGCAGAGUUACAGGGUACCAGGCAGAGGGCCAUCUCGGUAGUGGUGCCCUCCCUGUGGAAAACCCUCCCCUCAGAUUUCAAGGGAAUAAACAACUAUCUGACUUUUAGAGGACAUCUGAAGGCAGCCCUGUAUCAGGAAGUUUUUAAUGUUUGAUGCUUUAGUAUGUUUCGAUAUGUGCUGUGGCUGGGGAAACCCAGCCAGAAGGGUGGGGUAUAAAUAACAUUGUUGUUAUUGUUAAGAUUCAUAUUGCAUAAAUUUUAACAUCAAGUCUCAAGGAAUGAAGGCAGAAUAUUUUAUCUUAACCUUCUAUCACAUGUGGGAAUUUGACUUAUAAGAAUACAAUUUGGCUAGGAACUGGUGGAUAAUUUUGACACUUUUGUCUUUUCUCCCCUCCUCUUUUCUUCCACCGUAACCCUUGCCGAUGACAACAGGCACCACACGUAAGUACAAAAGCAAGAUAGUUUAUAAGUUAAGGCAUUUGUUUGUUUGUUUUUUAAAAAAUGAAGUCAGAAAAUACAAGGUUACAAAAAUAUAAUGAUGGCUCAUUUUACAAGGCUGAGGCUACAGGAAGUGUCAGCUGACUAAGCUAGAGGGAAUUAAUCUUCUACUGUAUCUUGCAUAUUUAUAUUGAUGAGAUUCUGAGAAAAGUGAGCAUGUGCCACUUCUAGCUCUUUAAGCUAGGAAAAAGUAGUCCUUUUUUACAGUGUGAAGUAUCUUGAGAAUACACCUCUUCACUCAGUGAAAGUAUCCAGUGUAUGCCCCUGUUCAUCUGUUGAUGAACAAUUUUUUUUUUGAGAUUUUUCUUUUUCUCAACUCCCCAGAACAGGAAAGGGCACUUUGCACAAUUUUCAUUAAAUGGCCUGUACCAUGGGUUUUUGGUGGCCCAGUUUCACCUCCCACCACCAUCCCCAAUGCUCAAGAGCAAUACUAGCUCUAGGGCAACACAGAGGUUGCAAAGUGGUAGACAGACUGCCAGUUUAAUAGCUGCAUUUUCCUGUUACAGUAACAGCAGCAGCAGAAAAAACCCUUAAGAAAAAGAAAUGGUUCUGCUGUUGCUAAUGGUGAGCUCCACCCUUCAAGGAAUUGCUGGAGAAUUUCUCCUUUCAUUGGUAGAAUUUGGUGAAAAAUCCAUCAAUUUCUUUGCUCACAAAUAGGAUGGCGAAUUUCAAUAUGCUCUUCUUGUAUGAAGGGCUCCUAGUGACCUACACAGGUUCAUGCCAUAAGAAACCCAACUAUCUCCUAAGCUUCUGCAAUGUUGGUAUGGGCAUCUUUGAUGAUGUUAUAAUUCAUGAGGACAUGUUAAAGCAGCCUUAUUUGCAUGUUUCAAGCUCAGAAAGUCCAUUUGUUUGAGAAUUUUUGUCUUAGUUUCUCAACCAGCAGAAUGGGAAAGCUUGCUUUACAAAAUGGUUUAGCUGGCCAAUUGAAGCUGUUUCCUGGGGUGUGGCUGCUGUCACAUGCUGUCAGCUUCUAAGAGCCACAGGUGAGAGGUGAGUGCAGAGUGGGGACCAGAGAUGGGCAGACUAUUCCAGAAAGAGCAUGAUGUGUUCCCCACCACAGGGACUACCCCUCCCCUAACACCCCAUACACCCCGAUGGGUCCCAAACCCUUGGUGAGUUAGAGACUUUCCCCUGCAUGUAAAGAGAGGCUCCAGCAGAUUGCUCGGACGAGACCAAUAGUGGAUCCAGAAGUCAAGAAGGCAGUCUCUGUAGAGGGAAAUGAGGGGCAGAUGGGACUCGUCAACCUGGGAAGCUAGCCUAUCUUGGAGAAGGAAAACUCUGAUCCUAAACCUCCACUGCUUUGUGGGAUAUCUUCAGGACAAGAAAAGGCUAAGGAGUAAGCCCUUCAUAAAUGUAGAGUGGAGUCCCUAAGACAGUUGGAUGGUGCCUUGUAUGCCUCCUUCCGGUAACUCUUCUAGCCAAGUUUGUGCCAAAAUAUUGAUCUACUUUCCUUUGGACCACAUCAGCGAGGCCCAGAGGGGGAUCUUGUCAUCUGGGACCUCCAUAUAUUGUCCAGGCUUGUUCCCAAGGAGGUCACUUUGGUGCUGCUAACACAGUUAUUUGACUUCACUCCCAGAGGCACACUCCAUUGUCUCUUGAGACAGAUGGAUGUCAACCUUCAGUGGUAUUCCUGGACAAGUGUUUUAAGAAAACACUUUAAUAAAAUCAAUGCUGGUGCAACAACAAGCACUCAUCUUAUUUCAGAUUUGUAUUUAUUAUGACAGUGUUUGCACAACUGGAGCAACUGUUUCCUGCUAUAUCACUUUCAGAAUAAUCUGGGCAAUCGUUGAGCUAUUUCUGUCUGUUGUUUUACUGCAGCUUGUAUCCCCACGGAAGAAUGCGAGUGGUCCGACUGGAUUGAUAUCAGUUUCCCACAAUAUGGCCCACAGUAUGGUGACUAUGAAACCUAUGACAACAUCAGGGCAGCCAACAUAGAGAUCUGUGCAAGGCCAGAAAACAUAUCAUGCAGAGCAGUGAAAUUUCCUAAAUACUCCAUCAAGGAUUUGGGGCAAAAAGUGGAAUGUGAUGUUUCGACUGGACUUAUUUGUCACAAUAAAGAUCAGACUCCUGGGCCUGUGUACCCUGUAGAUAUGUGUCUCAACUAUGAGAUCAGUGUAUGCUGCAAGGUUGAUUGCGGAUCUACACCAUCAACCACAACUACACCAACUACUACCACCACCAGAAGUACAACUACCACCACAACUACCACUUCACCAACUACCACUAUCUCUACAACUACAGGUAGUGAAUGUAUUAUUGCUUCCUGAUAUUGCUUUGUAGGAAUGAACAAAUUACUCAUAAAACUGAGAAAAAUACUGAAUGCAUUAUGAGAGCAUGUUUGCAUCAGCACAUCUAAUCAUGUUUCUUUUUUCAUUUUACUUGAUUCUUGAAGGUACGAGUGUUGCCUCUUUCACAUAAAUACUCACUUUCUGUUCUUAGGAUUGUGGCCUGACUUUCUGCUAUCCCUCUAUCCUAUGUUUACAGAGAAUGUGCAGGAUGUAAUAGGAUUAUGAAGUAGCCAGGGUUGUAUGAAAGGUCAGAGUGAGCAGCUUCCAUCAGAAAAGUAAAUUCUCCUUAAAAAAUAAAUAAUUGGAGUGGGAAGGGAAAAGACUCCAAUAAUCUAAAAAAAUAUAAUAGUUAGAUGUAUGGAACAUCAUAAAGUAUUUGUUGUUUCUCUAAUUGCAGGUCUAUCAUUGCAGGCAUUGUGGAAUUCCCUGCUUUGGGCAUCACAGUGGGGAGGUGAAGGCAGGAAAUGGUUUCUACAUGGCAUGGCACAGGGAUGGAGAAUCUGUGGUCUGCUGGACUACAAUUACCAUCACCCAGGGCUGAUUUGAGGUGUAGUCCAACAUCUUCAAGAGCCACAGGUUCCCCAUUUCUGGCAUAGCAAGAGUUUUUGAAGCAUUAUGGUUAGGGAAUUUGAGCUCUACUUCAGACAGCAAAAUGUCUUGGUUUGCCUGAACUGUAGGAAUCUUAGCACUUCUUUAAUUGGAAACUUGGAAUAUGCCAUCAUGUUGUUGCAAAUAUUUCACAACCUUUUUCAUCUGAAAUGAGCAUGCAUUAACUACUAUCUUUUCUGCCUUCCUUUGCUGUGCAUUCAACAACCACAACCACAGCAAGCACUACAAGUAGCUUCUCCAUAGAAACAGAGAUGUGUUUUUGUUUUUUAAGGGGAAAGGGUCAGGACUGCCUGGGAGUGGGCCUCAGCCAACAGAAUGGCUGGGGCAGGUUCCACAGGAGGGGGAUGUAUUGGGACACCUGAUCUCAGUGAUCACGGGCAGGAGGAGGAGUCACGCUAAGACCAGACCAUGUCAUUACCGAGGAGGCAGGCUUAGUCGUUGUUUGAGGACUAUCCCAGCCUCCAGGUCUGGUCCUGACCAGAAGGAUACUGGAAUCAGCAAGGGAAACCCAAAUGACCUGAAAGUGUUGCUGUGCAAUGCCAGGUCAAUGAUGAAUAAAACCACUGCCAUCCACAACCUGAUUUUGGUGUAGGAUUUGACCUGGCAUGUGUGACAGAGACUUGGUUGGAUGAAGCAGAUGGGCCUGUCCUUGCCGCUGCUUGUCCACCAGGUUUCUCUUACGCACAGCAACCCAGGUCAUGUGGGCGGGGAGGGAGGGUUGCAGUGAUUUUUAGGAAGCCAUUAGUUUGCACCAGGCGUCCUAUUGGGAAGACCCAAUUUUCUAAGGGCAUGUUCUGGAAGUUGGGCAAUAGGGGCAGUACAGGAUUCAUUUUGGUGUACCAACCUUCCUGCUGCACCAAGGUUUCCCUGCCUGAGCUGCUUCAGGUCAUGGCAGAUGUGCUCCUGGAGACACCUAAUUUGGUUGUCCUGGGGGAUGUUAACAUCCAUGCCGACACGAACUUACAAGGGGCUGCUUGGGACGUCGUGGAAAGCAUGGCCUUCAUGAAAGUCUAAAAAGAUGAAAAUUUGCUCAAAAGGCAUUUUCCAAACUAAUAUCAACAUUAACAAUCCAUUUUGGUCAACCUGUACAUGGAUCAAAAUGCUGAUGAAUUUGUGUGAACAGCUCCGAAAUCUGUAAGCGCUGUCAGUUUAAGGCUCAAAAGGUUAAGCUUUUAAUGCCUGAAAUAAGAGUUCUUUGGCUUGGAAAGAUUAGAACUCAUCUUCAUGACCUUGUCCUUUCUUUAACUUCCGAUGAGCUAAUAUGUACCUGUGUUAUAUAAUACACACAUUUACAUGCUUUCUAAAUGUGCUUUUUUAAUAUAUAUUGCAGAGUGUGUCAUAUGUGAUUGGUCUUCUUGGAUUGAUACGGAUUCCCCAAAUGGUGACAAGGAUGGUGGUGACAAUGAAACUUAUGAGAAAAUCAGAGAACAUGGUAUAGACAUCUGCUCUCAGCCAUCCAACAUUUCAUGCAGAGCAAAAGAUUUCCCUGGUACUUCACUUGAGGAAUUGGGACAAAAAUUGGUAUGUGACGCUUCUGUAGGACUCAUCUGUAAAAACAGAGACCAAGUCCCAGGUGUGGGUGUGGCCCCAACUUGUCUCGAUUACGAAAUUAGUGUUUAUUGCUGCAGAGACUGUUCUACCACCACAGUCUCGACUACAACCACCGCUCCCUACACUGGAAGCACAAGUAAAACUACAACAGUCACAACAACAGAAACAGGAACAACAACAACAGUACCUUGCACAACUGAUGAAACAGAACCAUGGUCCACUUCAGGUCAGUAUAGAAAAACUGUUUGGUAUGAAACAAUAAUAUGGUCCACAGGUGAAGUCUGCAGUUGCCUUCCGGAAAUCACAUUUGCCGCCUUGGUGUUGCAUUUUUCUUUCCACAUUUUAAAAAUGUGUUGGGAUGUUGCUAGGAAAUGCUUUAAGAUGCACAUGUUCUCUGAAAUGAUAAUGCUGGCACACUGUUCCAGGUAAUCAUUGGUGUGGAUAUAAAUCUGAAUUUAACCAUAGCUCCCCCAAAGUUCCAUCUACAACUGUUGCUCAGAUAAUGCAUAGCUUUAAUAAUAGGCAUCCUUUUAGCUCCAUUAUUGUCUCUCAUUAUGGAACUUCAAUUAAUGUGUGUCUAAAAAUGAAAAUUCUGUUGAGAAGCAAUUCCCAUGUGCUGUCGCUGACGUUGAUGCAGGAGCAAACCUAGGUGCACAUCUGUAUCAACAAAAGGAUGAUAUGCAGUGGGCUAGCUAAAUAUUUUCAUUGGGGUGUCCAACUCGAUUCAGGGCCCACUGGUUGUUGCAAAUGUUCUUUGUGUACAAACUAGAGCUGGAGAGAAACCAGUGGGGCAUCUUGUUGUACAAGGCAGCUUUAUAAUAAUGAAAAAUAAAUGCAUAAACAAACAGACAAACAGUCUUUGAAGACUUGCUGCAGCCCUUUUUUAGCAUAGCAAGCAUAAAAGCACACUGCCAUUUAAUAAAAUCAGGAGCUUGCUGCUUGAAGGAAAUAGCAACACCAGUAGUUACUCUCUAGACCAGUGCCAGCUGAUGAUGUUUUGCAGCCAUUUUGCAAAACCCAACUGUCCCGCAAAGCUUAAAAAUAAUAAAAACAGUGUUGCUACAUCAUAGAGAAACUGAUUUGAAAUCCUCUCUGAAACUACAAAACUGCUGCCGCUCAGUGUAGACAAUGCUGAGCUAGAUGGAACAAUGGAUGGUCUGGCUCAAUGUAAGCCAGAACCCCAUGUUCCAGUUCCUGUGGUGAUCUAUUCCUCGCUCCCUUAUUGUGAUGCCUGAAGGUCACUUCAUCCUGCUGGAUAGUAGGGCAAGUCUUGCUUUGGUCAGUGACUUUAAGUUAUUUUUAAAUGAUCAUUUGGGAUGUAUAACAUAAAGCUGUUCAGCCAAUUGCAUUGAGAGCAGCGUGACUUCAAAUUUGUGACCCAACUAAUUUUAUAACACAAUCCUAUGCAUUCUCCUGCUGGGUUCCAUUAGGCUUACUGCCACUUAAAAAUUUUGUAACCCACUCUGGGAGCCUUUUUGUUAAAUGAGAGGGUAUAGUGCUGUAAAUAAACAACAGAGAAAAUGUCCAUCGGAUAGCAGUCUUGUUCAAUUAACUGUCUGGUUUUAAAGCUGCAGUCCUGUGCACAGUUAACCAUGAAGUAAGUCCCACUGAACACAGUAAGACUUACUCCUGAGCCCAAAUGCACAUGGUGUUAGCAUUCCACUCCUCCGUUGCUGGAUGUGUGAUUGCUGUAUCACAUGUCUGUGUUUACUUGGAAAAGUGUGAGAACGGAAGCUAGUUUAUCUCUUCCGUUUUGUACUGUACUUUUGUACUUCUUUGCUCUCUCUCUCGGAGAAGAUGUGAGAGGACGCCAUGGUUGCUUUGUCCUGUAUAUAUUGCUUAAUAAAUUAGAAUGCUACACUCAUGCACCACGAUCGUUUCUGCUAUACUCUGCUGAUAGAGUGUGCGCAUGUCUUUAGAUAUGUGUUGCUGGUGCGCACUGGGACUGAUUUGUGAAUGUCCCAGGCUGCACUUCAUCAGGAAGAUGCCUGGAGAGGGCUGUCUCAUUCUGGGGGCUGUGUGUGCCCCCCAGGCGUGUUCCAACUCAUGGGUGUGCUGGUAAUUGAUUAAUUAAUUGCACAAUCUCCAUUCAUAUGUACUCAAGUGUAGCAACAGUUUUGAAGAAAACCAUUUACAAUCUUUAGAAGAUAUAUGUCUGUGUAAUAACAGAUUUAUUCAUUUAUUUUUAGAAAAAAGCUGUGGCUUGAUUAAACAGGGCACCAUUACAGUUGAAUAAAAGGGUUUUAAUCAUUUAACUGAAUCAAUGGAUACACUAAAGAGCAAAAUAGCAACCCUUAUUCUAAUCACUGCUUUUUAUCCCUGCUUUACAGAACCAUCCACUGCUCUUACCACCACCAAGAUCUCAACUACCACGGAGACCACAACCACAUCAACAACACCAACAACUACCACUUCCACCCCAACUCCAAGUACAACAACACCGACACCACCAACCACCACCACCACUGAACCAACUACAACAACCACAACUACCACUACUACUCCCCCUCCGAGUACAACUACAACAACGCCGACACCACCAACCACCACCACCAGCACUGAAACCCCUACAGUAACAACCACAACUACCACUACUACUCCCACUCCGAGUACAACUACUACAACACCAACACCACCAACCACCACCACCACUGAACCAACUACAACAACCACAACUACCACUACUACUCCCCCUCCGAGUACAACUACAACAACGCCGACACCACCAACCACCACCACCACUGAACCAACUACAACAACCACAACUACCACUACUACUCCCCCUCCGAGUACAACUACUACAACACCGACACCACCAACCACCACCACUGAACCAACUACAACAACCACAACUACCACUACUACUCCCCCUCCGAGUACAACUACAACAACGCCGACACCACCAACCACCACCACCACUGAACCAACUACAACAACCACAACUACCACUACUACUCCCCCUCCGAGUACAACUACAACAACGCCGACACCACCAACCACCACCACCACUGAACCAACUACAACAACCACAACUACCACUACUACUCCCCCUCCGAGUACAACUACAACAACGCCGACACCACCAACCACCACCACCAGCACUGAAACCCCUACAGUAACAACCACAACUACCACUACUACUCCCACUCCGAGUACAACUACAACAACACCGACACCACCAACCACCACCACCACUGAACCACCUACAACAACCACAACUACCACUACUACUCCCCCUCCGAGUACAACUACAACAACGCCGACACCACCAACCACCACCACCAGCACUGAAACCCCUACAGUAACAACCACAACUACCACUACUACUCCCACUCCGAGUACAACAACAACAACACCGACACCACCAACCACCACCACCACUGAACCAACUACAACAACCACAACUACCACUACUACUCCCACUCCGAGUACAACAACACCGACACCACCAACCACCACCACCACAACCACUGAAACCCCUACAACAACUACCACUACUACUCCCACUCCAAGUACAACAACAACAACACCGACACCACCAACCACCACCACCACUGAACCAACUACAACAACCACAACUACCACUACUACUCCCCCUCCGAGUACAACUACAACAACGCCGACACCACCAACCACCACCACCAGCACUGAACCCCUACAGUAACAACCACAACUACCACUACUACUCCCACUCCGAGUACAACUACUACAACACCGACACCACCAACCACCACCACCACUGAACCAACUACAACAACCACAACUACCACUACUACUCCCCCUCCGAGUACAACUACAACAACGCCGACACCACCAACCACCACCACCAGCACUGAAACCCCUACAGUAACAACCACAACUACCACUACUACUCCCCCUCCGAGUACAACUACUACAACACCGACACCACCAACCACCACCACUGAACCAACUACAACAACCACAACUACCACUACUACUCCCACUCCGAGUACAACAACAACAACACCGACACCACCAACCACCACCACCACUGAACCAACUACAACAACCACAACUACCACUACUACUCCCCCUCCGAGUACAACUACAACAACGCCGACACCACCAACCACCACCACCAGCACUGAAACCCCUACAGUAACAACCACAACUACCACUACUACUCCCACUCCGAGUACAACUACUACAACACCGACACCACCAACCACCACCACCACUGAACCAACUACAACAACCACAACUACCACUACUACUCCCACUCCGAGUACAACAACACCGACACCACCAACCACCACCACCACAACCAUUGAAACCCCUACAACAACUACCACUACUACUCCCACUCCGAGUACAACUACAACAACACCGACACCACCAACCACCACCACCACUGAACCAACUACAACAACCACAACUACUACUCCUACUCCGAGUACAACUACAACAACACCGACACCACCAACCACCACCACCAGCACUGAAACCCCUACAGUAACAACCACAACUACCACUACUACUCCCACUCCGAGUACAACUACUACAACACCGACACCACCAACCACCACCACCACUGAACCAACUACAACAACCACAACUACCACUACUACUCCCACUCCGAGUACAACAACACCGACACCACCAACCACCACCACCACAACCACUGAAACCCCUACAACAACUACCACUACUACUCCCACUCCGAGUACAACUACAACAACACCGACACCACCAACCACCACCACCAGCACUGAAACCCCUACAACAACCACAACUACUACUCCUACUCCGAGUACAACUACAACAACACCGACACCACCAACCACCACCACCAGCACUGAAACCCCUACAGUAACAACCACAACUACCACUACUACUCCCACUCCGAGUACAACAACAACGACACUGACACCCCCCACAACAACCACAUCACCAACUACUGGCCCAACAACCCCCACAACAUCUUCAACUACACAUACAACCCGCUGCACCUGUGUAAUGGAUGGAAAUACAUUUUUUGAAGGUAAAUAUCUUAGGUUUGAUCCAAUAAGUUACACUGAUACAAAUGAAAAGUCCCUUUUAAUGUUAAAUUUCUGUUUAUUAUUAUUUUUAUGUUAUUUUGGUCCCGAAGAUGACAAAAAUGUUGUUGCUGUUGUUGUUGCUUGUUUCCUUUCAGAAAUGUUAUAGAAUAAGAUAGGAAACAGUUAUUUUAAAAACUAAUGUUUAAUUAAGAUGAUCAAGAAAUCUGUUCUACACCUCCAAACUCCAGAGAAAGUAUUAGAUAUCUGUUAUACCACCCUGCAUUGCUAAGGCAUUCCCAAGAAUAUCUAACACAAAGGAGACAAUGUGUGAAAUAACAGGUAUUUUAAAGGCAAACUGUGGUUCAAAGUGAAUGAGGUAUCAAUACAAACGGGAAAUACAUCUGAUAAAGCCAGCUGUAUAAGUAAGGCUUACACCCAUAGUGCUGGUUCCUAAUAUUGACAGAUAGCAAGGAGAUGAAUGUUAGUAGGCCACUGUAGUCCAUGUUCUGGUAACUUCCAGAUUGCAUACAGUACAUUGAAGAUAACUUGAAGACCCAGUGAAAUUCAUCACCAUUCCAGUGAAUUUGGGCACAGAGCUGUCUAGUCUAUGUUUGGCUUAGAGGUUACACCUUGGCAAAGAGGAAGCUUUUUGUUUUGUUUUGUUUUUAUGCUGCUCACAUUUUUGCAUGGUAUUCCUCUAUUGUAUUUUCAUUGAUUGGAAUAAUAAUAAUAAUAAUAAUAAUAAUAAUAAUAAUGUUCCUGGCUGCGUUGAAUGGCUCCAUUUAGAGAGCAAAGUGUGGCUUAUACAUUUUAUUGUCAAUAAAAUAAAGAAAUCAUGGAAUCUGCUGAGUAACCAGAUUUUCAGCAGGAAUGUAGCCCUGGAAUUCAAUUUUUCAAUUCAGAAAUUCAACUUUCCAGUUGCCUUCAUCAUCCCUCAUCUGAAGCAAUUUGAGAAGGUAUAACUGAACAGAAAGCAGCCCAGCCAUUGUUUCUAUGCUUUGGUUCAGUUAUUUAUAUUAACCUCUAUUUCUCAAAAUCUAGGUGAUAUAAUAGAAGUGGGCAUGCACAGAGGCAUGUGCUAUCAGGCCAACUGCUCCUGGGAAUGUGAAGUAGUUUACAAGUAUUGGGAUUGUUCUACCACUACACCACUGCCAACGACAACUACAACCACAACAGAGCCAACAACGACUACAACCACAACAGAGCCAACAACAACUACAACAGAGCCAACCACAACUACAACCACAACAGAGCCAACCACAACUACAACCACAACAGAGCCAACCACAACUACAACAGAGCCAACCACAACUACAACCACAACAGAGCCAACCACAACUACAACCACAACAGAGCCAACCACAACUACAACCACAACAGAGCCAACAACAACUACAACAGAGCCAACCACAACUACAACCACAACAGAGCCAACCACAACUACAACCACAACAGAGCCAACCACAACUACAACCACAACAGAGCCAACAACAACUACAACAGAGCCAACCACAACCACAACAGCACCAACCACAACUACAACCGUAACAGAGCCAACCACAACAACUAUAUCUAUAAAAACAGAAAAUCCUACUAGUACAACUCCAAGUCGUAGUUCACAGGAAUCCACACCCACACCCACACCCGGACCAACACCCACACCCGGACCAACACCCACACCCGCACCAUGUCCAUUUGAGAAUGGGACUAUUCUAGUAAGUAUUCUUUAAUGCAUUGUAAAUUAAUACAGGAACAUCUUCUUGAAUUAUUUUGAGUAGUUUUCUUGAUCAUCCCUUUUCAAAACUCAAACUGCUCUCUUAACAUUUUCAAAUGAAAAAAGUUGCUGAAAGUGUUACUGAAAGGGAAGCUACCAUCAGUAUGUGUUCAAUGAGUUUCCUAUUUGGAAGUUAAUUUCAUAUAUUUCCUUUCUCUUGAAAAGGGUGAGUUACCACUGUUACUUGCUAUUGUCCAAACUAUAAAUUUAAAGAGAGAUAAUACCAAUGUUAGUUAUCUGUUCAUAUGAAAGAAAAAAGACAAAAUAAUUUCUGAUGAGUGUUGAGUUAUAAAGAAAAUAAAUGUGGAUUUUAUCCACAUUUGGUAGGCUUGUCAUGCAAUAUGUUGGAAAAGUAAAGCAAUAUCACUACAUACAGUCUUCAUUUGGACCUGUCAGGCUAGAGCAGAACAUUGGCAACUGGCUUUAACACAUACAGGUUAGAUUUACCUUGGCUGUUUCUUGCAUCUUGUGAUCUGGUGCUAACCUCAGAGAAAGCAAUCUGAUUUGGUCCUAUUUGGGGUCUUACCCCAAAUCGUAUGCAAAGCCCUAGUGUUGAAUAUUGUACUUUUAUUUUUUUACACUUUUACAUUUAAAACACAAAUAGAGCCACGAGCGUGCACAAAAAUGUUCAGUGUGCACUUAAAACCAUACAAGACACCACUGAAUAUAAUCUUCAGUCCUGCAGUUGAAUUACUUGAAUGAAACUGCAAGGGCAUACGUUGACUAGGAAAUGGUUGGUUACUCUUCUGAUCUCUUAAUAUAUACAGUAUAUUUGGAUAUGGAUAUUGUUCUAUUUAAACUGUCAUUUAUUUUCUCACUUGUCUUCUCAAAUACAGCCUGGAGAAUCUAUGUGGAUUUGUGACUGUGUCCAGGCCUUUUGCAUUUCAAACGAGGAGUGGAUUUUAAAACCCAUAAAGUGUGAACCACCACCUGAGCCCACAUGUUCCAAUGGGCUUGCUCCUGUUCGUGUGAUGGAUGAGAAUAACUGCUGCUGGCACUGGGAAUGUGACUGUGAGUUUGUAUUGAAAACCUGUUAGGUGUUCUCUCAAUGGAUCCAUAUGCACAGGGGGAAAGGUGUAGUUUAGGGCUGCCAUAUUUCAAAGUUGUUGAGCUUUUUCAAGUAAAAACUACAAUAAUUUUUGAGUUUUGGAGCUUUCUUAGACAUUUUUGGCACAAUUUAGCCCCUGUUGCCAGUUUUCCAGGACAUUUGCCUGAUUACUGAAAAUAAUCCAAGAUGCCAUUUUCGGAGGUGAAUUCUAGGACAUGUCCUGGAAAUUCAGGAUGUAUGGCAGUAUAAGUGCAUCAUAUAACUUUUUGUUUCCCCUUUGAAUACCUGUAUCAGUUUAGAGCUGCAAUUAGAUAUUUUGUGUCUUUCAUAUGUUUGAACAUAGAGUGAGGGAGAUUCUACUCAUGGCUCACCCUCUGAACCCUUUUCGGUACAAGGAUUGAAAGGAGCCUGCAAACAUAUGCAAGAAAUGCUCUUCCCUUAUCACACACAGUAACAAAAUAAUCAAUGCGAGGCAUGGCUUCCAGGUCUAAAAAGACAGCUUCCAGAAAAGCAUGAAGAUUUGUAUCUUAUUUUUAGAAUUUCACUUUUAAGUAGGUCCUGCACAAGGGGUUUGCACUGCCACCCACCCCCAUUCUCCUCAAUGUGCCACCCUGCUCCCAUCCUCCUCUUAGUGGCAGUAGCAGUGCCAGUAGUGUUAAAGAAAAAAUAUGUUUGUGUUACAGUAAGUGAGGGUGAGGCGCAAGAGGAGGAGGAAUGGGGGUUGGUAGAGGGGGGAGUGGCACCUGGAAGCCAUGCCCCUAAUGCAAAAAUAUAUGUUUUGCUAAUGAGCACAUAUGCCUGAUAAUACAAAUGGAGAUAUAAAACAAAUUGCUUCUUUGCCAUCCUGUGUUUUGAUGUUAUUGUAUAUCUCACAAGAAGGAGAUUCCAGUUUCUUGAGCCAUUAGUGCUGCUAGUGGGGCUGACAGUCUCUUACUCAAUGUCACAGUUUCUGUGACAAACUCCAUCUAGAUUUUCUCAGUGCAAGAGCCAUUAGGCUCUCUUCCCCCUUCCUGAAACAAAAUGUUGUUCAUAUUCCUCUGUGUUAUGCCAGACAAAAACCUACCAAUCAAUUUUAUUGUCUCACUAAAGGCUACUGCACCGGCUGGGGAGACCCACAUUAUAAGACCUUUGAUGGCCUCUACUACAGUUACCAAGGCAACUGUACCUACACCCUGGUGGAAGAGAUUGUAAAAACCAUCGACAACUUUGGAGUGUACAUUGAUAACUAUCACUGUGAUCCAAGGGAACCAGUGUCCUGUCCACGUACUCUCAUUAUAAAGCAUGAGACUCAGGAUAUACGCAUACACACACUCUCAUCUGUUCCUAUCAAAAUAGAGGUAUGAGUCAAAUGCCUUUUAUGAUUUAAAGCUACACCCUGCUAACUAGAUAAUUAAUAACAGAUUUGAAAAUUAGUUUGUACUGUAUCUCCCUUGACUCAUUUUUCAUGACAUUUACACAGUUUAAACUAUAAACUGUUAACAUGCUACUUUGGGUUGAGUUAACGCUUUGCCAGCAAUAAGUGAUUUGGCUUCUUAACACAGCCUAGGAUCCAGUUGUGCCUAUUUGUCAGCAAAAUGGCCUAUCCAUCAGGAGGGGAGUUUUGAAGAGGCUAUGGGGAGGAGAGAAUAAUAGAAUCAUAGAGUUGGAAGGGACCCAAGGGAAGGAAAUGUUCUAUUGUGCAAGUGAAGUCCACCCACACAAUGUUAGAUUUCAUCCAACAGAUAGAUAGAUGAUAGGUAGACAGACAGACAGACAGACAGACAGACAAAUAUAGAUUUAUAUGCUUAAAAGCCAACCAGCAAAUUGACUAAAACAAUUCCUUGUUCCUUUUCUCUGGUAUGCCAUAGUCCUGCAUUUAAAAAUGCUGUUUGAAAAGAUACAAUUUUUUAUUCUAACUAUUUUACAUCCUUUCCCACCCUUUGGAUAUUAGGUACUCGUAAAUGGGAAUGUUGUGAAUUUACCUUACACAAAAUAUGGUGUGAAAAUUCAUCAGUUAGGUAUGAAUUACAUGGUGGUAAUUCCUGAAUCGAAGAUAAAUAUAACCUUCAACGGCAUAUCUUUCACUAUUCGGAUGCCCUAUGAACUAUUUGGCAACAACACCCAGGGCCAGUGUGGUAAGGAUUAUUUUGUUUUUUCUUCUAAAAUGAUACACUGAAAAGCAAAUAAUAAGAACAAUAUCAGAAAUAUAAAGGUGAACCAUUAUGGGAAUACAUUAAAAAAACUAAUUUAAACAGUAAUAGUAAUAUAUUGUGUGCAAGCAGCUUUUUACUAUUAAUGAAAAUUGUUUUCAAAAACACACACCUAAUGAUACUUAGAAAGUUAUGUGCUAUAAGUUCUGUGAAUUCAUCUUCAGACCUUGUAUUAUUAGUAUUGAUAAAAAUAAUAAUUAGUAACAUAAUGGAAACCAAAUGAUGUACAGCUGCCUGAACUCCUCUGCUUUAUGUCAAUUUUAGGUACAUGCACCAAUAAUACAGCAGACGACUGUCGACUGCGCAAUGGAGAACUUGCAGAAAACUGUGUACAAAUGGCAGAUGACUGGUUUAUUACUGAUGACUCCAAACCCCAUUGCCCCCGAUUGCCCCCGAUUCAGGAACCAACAACCCGCCCGCCCUGCGAACCAUCUCCGCUCUGUAAACUUUUACUUGAGGGGUAAAUGUGCUCUUACCAAUUUUCACUUUGGGAUUUGUAUCUGUUUAGUUUGGUGUUUGGUCUUCAUUGCUUAAAAGUUUGGCUUCUUUCUUUCUUUCUUUCUUUCUUUCUUUCUUUCUUUCUUUCUUACACUUGCCUGCUCUUCAGAGUGAUUUUGUUUUAGAAAUUCAUCCUAUUUCUGCAUGGAUUUUUCUGGGGUAAUGGAGUCACCCAAAACUAAGGGUUGUUUUCCUGUUUUUAAUCCAGUUGCACAAGUACAACUUUUGGAUUCUGAUAUGCUUCUUUUUUAAAAAAACAAAACAAAACAAAACAUUUUGAGCACUUUUAUUCUUUUUUAAUUCUUUUUUUGUGCUGAAAGUACUUUACAGUGUUUUAUCUGUGUUUCCCACAAAUGCACCCCUGCAUCCCCUUCAUUACACUGAAGCUCCCUGCCCUCUCUAAUCAUAGUGUUGACAAAUGACAAUUUGCAUUCUAUUUUCCCAUAGAGAAUGUACCCCUGGUCUAUUAUAUAUUUCUUACAGAUCAUCUGAUUCAUUAUACUCUACAUUGGCCAAUGAUAUCCUCUGAUAGGCUCCUUCUGGGGGUUCAUCAAGCCCCUGGGGUUUGGUUGGCCUUCACUCAGGGCUGAGCCUUUAGUGUGGCAGGUCCUGCACUGUGGAAGUCCCUACCAGCAGAGGCUUCGCAGGAACCAUCCCUCUCUUAUUUCAGACAUCUUUUUAAAAAAUGGCCUUUGCAAGAUAAAUUUUCUCUUUCUACCCAGCCAGUAUUGAUUGAUUUUUCUAAUUUUGUUUUCUAUGGACACUGUUGUCGGUUUUAUUUUUAUAUUUUAUAUAGCACCUUGUUAUACUUUUAUGAUGUUGAUUAUAAAUGCAUACAUAAGUAAAAGUGUGUGUGUGUGUGUGUGUGUGUGUGUAAUGAUGCAUUUGUAGAAUGAACAGGUUCCUUGAUGAGAUAAGCAUGGAUCAUCAGUACCUAAUACUGUUUUUAUUCUUCCUGCAUCUAGUGAAUUCAAGAAGUGUCAUGAUGCUGUUGAUUAUGAAAACUACUAUGCAGCCUGCGUGUUUGAUAACUGCAGGAUUCCCGACCGUGGCAUGGAAUGUGCAAGUCUUCAGAUCUAUGCAUUUACCUGUGCAGACCAAGGUGUCUGCAUUGAUUGGAGAGGGCUUACCAAUGGCACAUGUAGUAAGUGCUUAUUUCUUAAAUUCAUCUGGAACUAUUUGGGACAACUGUAGAGCUGAGAUGGGGAACUUGUCGCUCUCCAGAUUUUGUUAGACUAUUAAUUCUCAUUAGCCCCAGCCAGCAUAGGCACUGAUCAGGAUUAUGGAUGUUAUAGUAUAGCAGCAUCUGCAGAGCCACAAGUUCCCCAUCCCUGUUGUAGAGUUACUGGGUAUGCCUUCACAAAAGCCCACUAGCACUCUCCCAUGAGUGUCUUAACUCAAGAACCAUACUGUAGGUGAAGUGAAGGGAUGAUGUAUAGGGUUUUGCCCAUCUGAUUCCCCUGUGUGGACUGUACAGUCCAUCGUUCUCCAUAGCUUCUGUAGGGCAUGAAUUCACAUGAAUGCAUCGAAACAUUUGCACACAUGCAUUCUGCUAUUUAAGUUAUUUUUUAGAUCUAGUCGCAGGUACAGUUUCCCAAAAGCUUACUGAAAUACUUUUAUGAACCCUGCUAAUAGUUGGAUAUCUCAGAUUCUAAUAGAAAAUGCAACUCUGAAAAUAUAUUUUUCUUUUUGAUGUUUUUGUUUAAAAACAGUUAUCCAACAGUUUUAAAGUGCUAUCACUUAGACAGAGAUUUUAUUUCAUUGAGCUUAAAAUGCCCCGGGCAAAAGCAAGUAGGAAGCUAGCACCCAAUGAGUAGCUGAUGAAUGAGCGGGAAGGAUGGAGAUAGGCCACCACAGGGUAUUCUCCAUUCUCUCUCUUCUUUUUGUUGCCUGUUCAUGAUGGCACCUUAUGGUGGGCUGUGCCAGGAUGGACAACUAUGUUUUCUCCGCAUGCAAGUAGCCUAUGUUACUUAGGUUAUUGAGUGUGCCCAGAUAAGGAAGGCACCAUUAGAUACUAUCACUGACCAAUAAGAGAGAAGAAGGUACAGAGAUGAGAAAGUAUACACUAAUCAGUUUAUCCCACCUUCUCUGUUCCUCACUCAGUAGUUUCCUGCUUUGUUUGUUGGGAGAGCCCAUAUCCUGCCUUUGUUUUUUUGUUCUCGGUUUAGAAAUGCAUACAAGUUAAAAUAGGCUGUUCUCUUUCAGGAAAAAAUCAUCAUGGUUAAUAUUGCCGAUCCUUCUGCUUCAUUAAUUUUUCCCUUUUUUUAAAAAAAAUCUAGGCGUCAGCUGCCCAUCUAACAGAGUCUACAAAGCAUGUGGUCCUGCUCAAGAGGAGACUUGCAAAUCAGGGUAAUUACUUUCCCACCAGCCCAAUCUCAGUACCGUCUGUCUGCAUGAACUGAUGUGAUGAGCUCUUUGGUACUGUCACUUAGUAUAAUAUAUGUGUAUUGUAUAUAAUGAAGUAGAGUUCCUAUCCUUGGUUUCGUAGUCCACAACACCUUAAAAUCCCCCAAACAUCACUGUCUGGCCUAGAAAUUCCACACUCAUAGUGCAUGCCAAUCAGUGUGCAGUUCACACAUAUGCUUGGCAAGGGUGGUACAGGGAGCACCCAAGCCAUAUAUGCCAUACAUGUGAUGUAGGUGCUGCAAUAUGCAUACAGUUCUACAACCUUACUCCCAAUUUGUUUGAUAUUUCACUCUCCAUUUCAGUAGGAAGCUCACAUUAAUCAGGCCUGUUCAAAUAUUAUCUCACUGUAUGAGAAUACAGUCUGCAUUUGGAUGUGGACGAACACUAACCAGUUCUUCACGACACAUUUACUCAGCAUUUGGUGACUCUCAGGUCAAUGUGCAAAGGAACUCUCUUGGAAUGCAUUCUGUUCAUAUACCCAUUAACCAUGGUCUUUUGUUGCUCUGGAUUAUUUCAUGCAUAAGAGAUGGUGCAAGGCAUGAAACUCGGUCCUUACCUGAGUUAAUCUGUAGUAACUCCACAAAUUUUACUGGCUGGGUUAUGUAUGAUUUUUUGUUACCUGAAAGGCAGUGGAAUUCUCUGCCUACUUCCCCUGAACCCACCCUGUCAUCCUUGCACAGACCCCUAUAAAUAUAUGUUGUUUCCAUCACGCAACACAAAUAAAUAUAUGACAUCCAUAUGUGGUCUCUAGAAUGCAGUGCAAUAUUGACACAAUCCAGAACAUCCCCCAAAUCAGAACAGUUAUUUUCUCCACUCGUACAUCAGCAAGUUGUGACUUCAGCUAUAUACCUGUAUAUCUACAGAUAAAGGGAUAUUGAUAGAUAUGUCAUAGAUUUAUCAUUUGAAAUGUCAUUGGCUUAAAUUAUAAAUUUCUGUUAUGCUGUAUGAGAAGAAUCCUGACUUUUUGAACUGUUUAUCUAUUGUAGCUUAAUCGGAGUCAACCAAACCCAACAAAUUGAAGGCUGCUUCUGCCCUGAAGGGACAACACUUUAUGAUGCUGGUGUGGAUGUUUGUGUGAAAACCUGUGGUGAGUUUUCAUUCUGAUUCUUCUUUCCCCCAGGAAUUUAGGCUACAAUUCUAUGACCCCUGGAAGGGUAUUGCAUGGGCCAUAGGAUUUUGUAGAUCUCCUUCUCUGUGGGUGGAGAGCUGUAGAAACCUCUACAUAUGUCCCUCUUUUGCUGAUUGGCGUAGGAGGGGAAAUAGGCAUGUUAUGGGUGUGAUGGGAGUGGAUCCAAAACUCUCCCCUUUCCCCAGUAUGCUGGGAAAGAAAGGUACACCAUCCAUAUAGCUGGUGCAUUUCAUGUCCCUCCAGACUCCCCACCCUCAUGCCCUCGCCACUUCUUCUGCCCUGGCUGGCACAAAAGCAACAGGCCUCAGAUUUGGCAGUUCUUUGACCACAUAUUCCUCCUCCCCACCACCAUUGUGUUGUUCUGCCUGAUAACUGGCUAUCAGGUACUGUGUCAUGAGUAAUAGGCAUGCCACUACUAGGCAGGUGCUGCCUGAGGCAGCCACCUCACCCAACCUCUUGGGUGGGGGAGCUCUGCAUAGCAUCAAUGUGCCCAUGGAAGGUUUGCCACAGAUGGACGCAUACUGCCUUAUGCCCUGACAUUGUUGUCAUUUCAACGCUAAGUGAAGAUGUACCUGUUCAUGGCCUUUUAGGUUGUUUUUCUUUUUUUAAGAGAGUGGAAGAUGUGGAAUUAUUUGAAAGGUUCCAGAUAUUUCUAUAGGUGGCAACAGUGGUCUUAAUUUUUUUUAUGUAACAAAAAUGUGUGGCUCAUAAUUGAGCCUAAUGCAGUGGUUUUCAACCAGUGUGCUGCGGCACCCUGGGGUGCCUUGAAUGAUGGUCAGGGGUGCCAUGGCACAACUGGCCUCUGUCCCUCUUUCCUUCCCUCCCUCCUCUGAUGUCCUCUAGCGUCUUUGCCUCUCAGAGGCUUCUGUGGCUGUUUGUUGCAGCAGCCCUGACUACAAGCUCCCCAGGCAAAUGGUGCCUCUGGGGCUGGCCAGGGGUUGCUGGUUGCCAGGAGCUGAGGCGGCCUCGGAGUAUGCAAGGAAGUGGAUGAGGGAGCCCAGCCAGCUAGCCCACGAGCCCUUGCUGUUAGGAAUGGACAGACAAGUGGGAAGCCCGGCAAACAGGCACUGCAUUGACCUUUCUUGUGCUUGCUGUGUGCAAGGCCUGUGCUGAAGGGGAGCCUUUCUGCCAUGCAGGCCCGACAGUGCCUGCUGCUGCCACCUGAGGUAAGGUGCUGGCCUCACAUUCUACUUUGGCCGGUCUCUGCUGGGCCACUAAGGCUGGAGGCAUGGUCUUCCCAGGCCCCUGUGGAGCAGUGUGAGGAGGCACCUCUCUUUGGAGCGGGGAGGGGGCAGCUCAGAGACCAGGGGUGGCGGCUGUAGCUGCCCAGAGGACUCCCAAGGAGAAGGGAGAGUAGAAGAGGCUGAGGAAACACUCCUCAAGGGAGGAUAUUAGAAAAAGCAUAAGAGGCUGCCAGCUUUGUAGGCAAGGGGUGAUAUAACUGGGCUCCUGAGCCCCACGGGGUGCUGUAGAAAGAUUGUAGUUGGUCAAGGGAGACAUGGACUCAAGAAGGUUGAAAACCUCUGGCCUAAUGAACUUAUUAGUAAUGAAUGUUUUAUUUAUUCUGCUUGCAGGAUGUGUUGGGCCAGAUAAUAUACCAAGGAAGGUAAGUUGCAAGUCUGUUUGUUUUGUGUCCCUUUUUUGCUGAAUUGUAAAUAUUCAGUUGUAAGUUUGCUUUACUUUGGGGAAAGGAAGUGCAAAAUCCCAACAACUUUGUUUUCUAUUGCUCUUUCAACUAUUUGGAGAUAAUCUCAUCAAGGGAUCCAUCAUGAUAAACAGUUUUUGGAAUGUAGCAGAAUUAGGACUGAAAUAAAAUGACCUACCAAAAUUAGCUCCCUUCUGCUAUCUUCCAAAAUAUAUGUGAGUUAUUUAGUUAUUUAAAUAGUUCAUAACCUUCACUUGAUGUUAUAUGACAUCAGACAAUUUAACCUUCAAGCCACAGAUGCAAGGGAAGGUUUUUCCUCUGCACCCAUGACUGGAAGUGCAAAGAAAUGAUCUUUAUUUGUAGCCACAGCUUUUAACAGGUGCUCCUUGAUUUUGGUUCCCUUUUCUGUUGCUGAACAAAAAAAGGUGCCAAAUUUAAAAAGUGCCUAUUUCAAGCCAGGUCUUGUAAGGAAGAUCCUUUAUUUGUACCUCAAGCCAUGGCUGAAAAGAAAGAAAUGGGAGUGCUCUUAGAGUUACCCCAGUUCUUCCUUUUGACUUUGGUGCUACAGCUAUGAUGUCAAGUGAUGAACAGGUGGCACGGUGGGUCUAAUUAAGUGCACAGACUGAAGGUUCCCCACUGCUUCUGUCAGGAGAAGGCAUUCACCCAGAGGGUGCUGCCCAGAAGAAGUUAAAGCAGACAUUCCACAAACCUCAUGGACAGAAAUUUUUUAUUACAGUUGGUACCCUGUAGACAUGCACAAACUUAAUGUGUUUUACCUUUCCUGAAUGAUAGUUUGGGGAGGAGUUUGAGUUUGACUGCAAGAAGUGCAGUUGCCUGGAAGGAGGCAGCGGUAUUACCUGUGAGCCCCUCAAAUGUCCAUCAGAUGAUGAUGUCAGCUGUGAAGGAGAUGGAUUCUACACGAUCACUGAAGUCAAUCCUGAUAACAAAUGCUGCUCUAAAACCACUUGUGGUAAGUCCAUCUUGGUAGCCCUUUGCAAUUCAGAUACCUGCUUUGGAGCAACCAAUGGUCAAUGGUAGAGCAAAUACAUGAGGUUGCCUUCAGCACAGUGCUAAGGUGAAGGUUCCGUCAGUGCAAGGAUUCCUCCUUGUGCACCAGAGUGUUCACCCCCUUCCUGUCCCUUGUGUGUCCCCUAAAUUUGCUCUGGAGCUUCUCCAAGGUUUUGGGAACAGCUUUGGGGAUGAUAUGGGACAUGCACAGGGAGAGGAGAAAGGGGAAAUCCCCUAGUGCUAAUCAUUGCCUUAGCACAAAAGGUUUAAUACAGCCCAUGAUGUCUAUAGGGCUAUAGGUUCACUUCCCAGUGCUAGCAAUUUUCAGACAGCAGAGGUACAACAGACUAGAAAGUCCCUGUAAGUUCAGGUAAACAGAAUGUCUGUUUCGGUGAUUAGUUGUUAUUAUGCUAUUUUGUUUUUUGAGGGGGGGAAAAGCCAACAAGCAGUAGCAGUUGGUGGUGUGGGCAGGGCAGGGCAGGGCAGGGCAGGGCAGGGCAGCAUUGCUCACCUGGCUUUGCAAUGCCUCGUGGUUACUGCUCCUUACAAGGGGGAGAAGGAGCGAAGCAGCAGGGAGCUCAGUACAAGUGAAGGCACAGCAAUGGAAGUGGUGGAUUGGCCCCACUGGCCAGAGAACUACGAACUGAAUAAAUACUUUCAAUUACAGUUUCCCCAACUAUGGGAGAACUCCUGUUGCACAAUGCAUGAUUACUUCACUGUUCAAUAUUAAUUUGCAAGAUGCCUGGUUAAUUCACUGUUCAGUACUCCUGGUUGAACCCAGUUUAAGGAAUUUCCCCAUGUUUCUGCAAUAUCAUUUUGCCCUUUCUUCUUUACAGUAUGCAAUGCCACUGACUGCACAACAGAGCCUCCUAAAUGUCAGCCAGGGUAUGAGUUAGUUUCUGAAGUUCCUGAAGGCCACUGCUGUCCUGAUCACCGAUGUGGUAAGUCUGUUUUAACAAAUUAUGAAAGGAUAAGCAUGACACAUCGCAUUCUGGUCCUAAGCGUGCUUAGAAGUGAAUCUGGCUGUUGUCAGUGGAAUUUGCUUCCCAGUUGUAUCCUUAGCUUACAGUCUAAUGAAGCAGUAGCCAACCUGGUGCCCUCCAGAGGUCGCAGGACCACAGCUCCUACCAUCCCUGACCACUGGCUGUGCUGGCUUGGGGCUGAUGGGAGUUGUAGUCCAACAACAUCUGGAGAGCCACAUGCUUGCCAUCCCUGCUGGUGAAGGAAGCAUGGUGGGGAGCUAUAUAACAGUGAGUACAUUUUAAAAAAAUAUCCAGUGGCUUAAUAUAGAAUAUUUUACAUGUUGCCUUUUUUUUUUUUUUUUUUGUAGAGCCCAAAAACGUUUGUGUGGCUAACGGUAAUGAAUACACGGUAAGAUUUCCUUUUCUUCCUUACUCUGCUAACAAAAGUUUCAUGAAGUGAUUUGUCUAUUUGUCCAUUUUUGGGGCCCAGUUGCACAUCCAAUUUUCUAAAGAAAGGACAUCAUUCCAAAACACUUAAUAACACAUUUCUAUAUACAUCUACUCAAGAGUAAGUCAGACUUGAGUUCAACAGGGUUUGCUCACAGGAAAAUAUGGCUGCCUUAGGCUGCAGUUACAAGAAACUAGCCCCAUUGAACAGAGUGGGACUUUCUUCUGAGUAGACAGUAGCAUAGGAUUAUACAGUCAUACUUUGGAUCCUGAACGCCUUGCGACUCGAACAUUUUGGCUCCCAAAUGCCACAAACCUGGAAGUGGGUGUUCCGGUUUGCGAAUGUUCUUUGGAACCCGAAUGCCCAACGCGGCUUCCGCAGCUUCCGACUGAGUGCAGGAAGCUCCUGCAGCCAAUCAGGAGCUGCGCCUUGGUUGUCGAACAUUUUCGGAAGUUGAAUGGACUUCCAGAAUGGAUUCUGUUUGGCAACCAAGGUGCGACUGUACUGUGAAAUCAGUAGCAGUGUAUGAAGUGGGUAGAACAGCAGAAGUAGCCUUCCACUGGCAGCACUGCUGUUCACAGAAUAGGGCAAGAUGAGGGGCUGGUGAGAUUGAAGUGGGACUCCGGGUUGGUAACAGUGGUGCUUCACAUCCUCAUGUACCUGUGGAACACAGAUGUUGCCAAAUCCAGAGCUCCCCCAGGCUUGCCACUUUCUCUCACUGCCCCAUCUGCAUCCGGGAGAAUGAAGUGCCUCCACCACUGGGAGGUCAGUGCUGCUGAUCCACACCCACCCGCACCCCCCGCACUUUGCUGGUAACGAUCAAAUGAACAAGAGUGUGAAUUGAGCAAGGAUAGAUAUUCAAGAGGGAAUUAGCAAGAGAUGGAAACAAAUUUAAAUUAAAUUAAAUCUAAAGCAACUACUGCCACUGGGCCAUUCUCAUGUUAUUCCAUUAUUAUUUUUUGGGUAGUCAUUUUGUGCUAAAGUAAUAUAAACAGGUCUGUUUCAUGCUUUGCUUUGCUUAUAGUUUAUCUCUUGCUCCCCUAUUCCAGCCUGGCUCUCAGAUCUUAGGAGAUAAGUGCCAGAAAUGUGUCUGCACAGAGGAAAAAGACAACAGUACUUGGCUGAAUUUGAUCAGUUGCAGCUACAUCCCAUGCCCAACGACGUGUGAACAAGUAAGCACCAUCCACUUUAAGAACAAAACCGAAAACCAGUUGCUAUGAUUAUUAUUACCUAGAUCUAGUUCAUUCUGGUUUCAGACCUGGGCUUGGGACUGAAUCAGCUUUGGUUGCCCUGAUAGGAAAGAGAUGGGGGAGUGCAACCCUGCUGCUCUUGCUUGAUCUCUCAGCAGCUUCUGAUACCAUUGACCAUGUUAUCCUGCUGGAUCAGGUCUGUGGGGGCACUGUUUUACAGUGGUUCCAUUCUUACUUGCAGGGUUGUAUCUAGAAAGUGGCACAGGGAGACUGCUCCUUGGGCCCAUAACAGUCCCACAGUGCACUAUUUGGCCCCCAGUGCUAUUUAACAUCUAUAUGCAACCAUUAGAAGUAGUCAUUGGGAGUUUUGUGGCAAGGUGUCAUCUGGAUGCUGAGGAUGCCCAGCUCUAGUUCUCCAUUAUAUUUUUUAUUCAGGAGAGGCUGUGAAAGACCGGGACCAAGUACCUGGAUGCAUUGGUAGACUGGAUGAGGGUCAGCCCUGGGAAGACAGAGGUCUUGUGGGUGGGGUGGUUCUCAGAUCCAGGAGAUAGACCGGUUGCCUGUCCUGGAUGGGCUGACACUCCCUCUGAAGAAGCAGAUACAUAGUUAGGGGUAUUCCUUGAACCAUCGUUGUCACUCGGGUGGCCUGUAUGCCUAGGAGUGCCUUUUAUCAAGCUUCUGCUGGUAUGCAACUGGAAAGGUAUAACUUACCCACUGUCCAUGUGUUGGUUAAUCCCAAGAUUGAAUUAUUGUAACACACUCUAUGCGUGGCUGCCGUUGCGUCUAUUGUAUGUUUUAAAUUUUAAAUUAUAUAUAUUAUAUGCUUCAUUGUUGUAAGCCACCUUGAGACCACAUGGUGAAAAGCAGCAUAUACGUUUUAAAAUAAUAAAUAUAAAGGUUGAUGGAACAAUGUGAAGUGAAGUGGGUCUGAUCAGGAUGACUCAGGCCUCCUUUAUACAACUUCUUUGUACAUACCUGUUGAAGUUGGUAUGAGUUAACAUGUUCAGGGAUAGGUUUCCCAUCCAUACCCUUUUGUGUGAAGCAAGGGUUAAGAUCUACCUCUGACAGAGGGCUUCAUAUUUCUUUUGUAUUCUUUUACUUUUUCCUCUCUUUCUCUCCCCCACACCCACUUUAAAGUUAUUCCCUUUUUUCAUUUUCAUUUAGAUUCAUCUGUUUCUUUUCCUUUCUAUGCUGAAAAGUUUCAAUAAUAAUAACAUUUCAAAAAAGUGGUAGCACCUUCCCAGGUAUUUUCCCUCCAUCACAUGAGGUGGGGGGGGAGAGGAGAGGUGUGCCCUCCCUAGCCCCAACCCCUCACUCACAUCACCAUCACCGCUCCCACAUUCUUCCAUGUGCUGAAGCUGAAUUUCUGGAGCAGGGAGCCUUUUCGUGGUUUGAAACCUUGAUCUUCCAUUAUUCAUCUCAAAGUGGUUAUAUACGCCAGCACAUGUAGGAUCCAUAGCAGUUGUCAUUAUCUGAACUGGCCCAUAAACAUUGUCAUUUUGUAGAUCUAUAGGCUGGAUUUUACAUAUCUGUAGGUGGGGCAUUGGAUUUUUUUGUAGGGGGAGGAUAGGAUGGAGUAUGCAAGAGUGGUAUAGUUGGCUGGAUGACUAAGAAGCCUGAGCAGGAGCACCGCACAUGGCAAAGCUUUGUUGCAGAUCCCAUAUCAUAAUUGUGCAUCUCUUUCUCCCUAGGGACAUACUCUUAUUCAUCAGGACGGUGAAUGUUGUGGGGUGUGUGUGCAGACAAGCUGUGUUAUACGAACACCUCAGAAUGAUGUUUUCAUCUUAAGAGUAAGUGUUUUGUGUUUUAAAGAGUCCUCAAAUAGUAAAGAUUUUCUUGUAAUCCUGAACUUCUGAUGCAGGAGAAAAAGCAACUAGCAUUCAGAGAAAGAGACUGGCUGCAAACGUCGAAAUUUAUAAAUAAAUCCCACAUACCCUUAUGGCACCCAAGUAUCUGUGUGAGAUCCUAGUGAUGUGCAUUAGUUUUAAAAAUAAAUGAAAAAAGAAUCAAAUGCAUUUCCAUUUAUUUUAUAUUUGUUUUGUGGGUACAUUCAUUUUUAUUUUGAAAUUAUCAUUUUUAUUUUGAAAUUAUCAUUUUUCAAAUUUGACAUGUCCAAUCAGCAUGAACAAUGGCAGUGAUGGUGCCUUUGAGAGAGCAGUACGCUGCCUGCAAAUGUUAGUGGCUGUGUGACAGCAAAGUUAUAGGCAGGCAAAAACAAAAGGAGAUCACCCAAAGUUGCAGGGAGUUAAUUGCUACCUCUUUCUUAACUGCCUCUGCAAUGGAUAUUCUUUGUCCAAACUGAAAUUUGGCAAAGCAAUCACCCCAAGAGGGUAGUAAAAAUUCUGCAAAUUUCAUGCCAUUUGGAUGGAAAGCAUCAGGCUACAGGCAGCAAAAGUUCAGGCAUGUCUUCACCGAGAGCAACAGGAAAAUAAAAACAAAUCAAAUUAAAAUCCGAAAAAUAUUGGCUUUUGAAAAUGAUGGAGUCCAUGGAACUGGCAAGAUUAACAGCAAAUAAUAGAGAUCCAAAUGACAAAAAAUUGCUUAAGAUUUGGAGACUUCUUAUUGAGUAUUUAAAGAACUACUAUAGUGAGAGGAAAACACGAGCAGGAGUUGAAAUAUGAGCAACAGUGGGAAUUAUUAGGACGGAUAGGUCAAAAUGGAUGUAUUGAAUAGUACAGGUGAAUUAUGCAGCAUGGAAGCUGAGGACAGGAAGUCAAUGAUAACGUAACUUACAGUUUAUGUUAAAAUUUGUAAAGUUUUUUUGUGAAAAAUUAAUAAAUGGACAAGUGAAGCAAAAGCAGUUAAAAGCAGAUAAAAUGAAACAAAUAUGGUUUUAGUAGUUAAAACAAAAAUAUUUUCCCCCAUUUGCACUUUUCAAAUUUCUCUCUCUUUCCCUUAGCUCCCUAUUCUUCCUAUUCCACUUAUCUGAUGCUGACAGUUUACAAAAGCUUCCUUGCUUAGUUACCAGGGAGUGAUUAUGGUUUGCUGCAGGUGAACAAAUGAGUGCCUAUUUAGUUGCAACUCCAUCCUUAAUCACUCCCUCACAUACUUAUUUUCUGUUCCUUCAUUCCCACAAAACUGGCCUCAGUCCUGACUGGGACUAUUCUUGGGUAAAGAGUCUUAUCUUUCUAUUGCAAGCUCUCUCCAACCCCAAUAUUUUAACCUUCCUUAUGGGCCCUUCUACCAUAUUGGCUGCUCUGCUAUUCAUAAGAAAAUACACAUUUAGAAAACAGGAAGAUGUUUUGCCAGUAUUUAAUUUGUUUCCUUGUCUUGAAUAGCCUGGUGAGCAACGGAGUGCUCCACACGACAACUGCACUAUUUACAGCUGUGUGAACAUACAUAGGCAGCUGGUCUCCUCCACCUCUUCAAUAAGCUGCCCAGCAUUUAACGAGGAAACAUGUCAGCCUGUGAGUAAAUACUGAAUAUACACAUUCCAUCUUGUGAAAACUCCUUUAAUUUGAUUAGCCCACCCUGUGAGCAAGAGCUGUUACAGUUGGAUUUUGUGUUGAAUUCUUGGCUUAUCUGUCAUUUUAAAGUGAUGGCUGUGAAAGAAAGAAAAGAUCCUGCAUGGUUGGUAGUGUCAUAUAAAUGCAGUAAGGUAAAGGUAAAGGGACCCCUGACAGUUAAGUCCAGUCGUGGACGACUCUGGGGUUGCGUGCUCAUCUCGCUCUAUAGGCUGAGGGAGCCGGCGUUUGUCCGCAGACAGCUUCUGGGUCAUGUGGCCAGCAUAACUAAGCUGCUUCUGGCAAACCAGAGCAGCGCAUGGAAACACCAUUUACCUUCCCACCGGAGUGGUACCUAUUUAUCUACUUGCACUUGGACGUACUUUCGAACUGCUAGGUUGGCAGGAGCUGGGAACGAACAACGGGACCGACCUUCCGAUCGGCAAGCCCUAGGCUCAGUGGUUUAGACCACAGAGCCACCUACUCACUGCAUUAAACAUGUUCUACUCCCCGUGAAUUGGAUCCAGACCAAGUUAGCUGCACUUAGCUCUCAUGGAAAUCAAAGUCAUGACUAAUGUAGGUGUAGCUACAUUCUUCGUCUGAAUCUGAUGUGUAAAGAAAAUAUCUGGUGUAUCUUCAGUUAUAUGCAUAAAUUGCUUUCUUAAUAAUUUUUUUUAGUCAACAGUUCCUACUGUUAAGGAUUAAAGGUUAAAAAAAAGUUUAAAGGGAACAAAAAGAAACUAUUCAACACACAUAGACUUCUAAACCAAAGGUCUCACCCCACUGGUUCUUGAACCUUACUUCAUUGUCAGGUUGGGGGCUUUGCGCUGUUCUAGUUGGAUAUGCAAUUCAGUAAUACAUUUUUCUUCCUAGGAUACCAUUGCCUAUUUGCCCAGUGGCUGCUGUAAAACUUGUAAGUAUCAUAAAUUAUAUAUCUAUGCCAUCUCUCUAUGUGAUAAAUAAAUAAGCACAGUGUUUAUCAUACUCUGAGUACAGCCAUGAGUCAUCUCUGAGUAUGGCUUAGUUGAGUAUCACCCAAACAAAAAAUAAAAUGGGCCAGUUUGCUUUGAUUUGCAAACUAUAUUCAAAAGAAGUGGGUUUGCAUAUUUUUACUGUAACUGCACUCUUAAUAUCUUGCUUUGGUUUAGAUGCUCAGCUUUAUAUCUGGGCUCUCCUGAAAUAUGGUACUUUUGUCCUGCAGGUGAUUCCAACCUUAAAACUAGCACAUAGUGAGGGGAUGCGUAGUACAUCCUUCCCUAGCCUCCUCUCCCACAUGGCUAGGAGCCAUUCAGGCUGCACUCCUGCAAGGCUGCACUUUCCUGGGAGUAAACCCCAUUCAAAUCAACGGGGCUUACUUCUGAGUAAAUAUAUAGAGGAUUUUUGUGUCAGUUGUGUUACCAAAAUGCAUUUAGGGCUAAAUAUUGGCUGAACUUUUACAUUUCUUGAAUAGCUACAUACUAUGGCAGGCAAGUAAUUUGGUGCUACUCAUAACUCAGUCCAGAUGAGCAAACAAGCUUGAUGUUCCGGAAAACAUUUGAAUAAAGGUUUUUUAAAACAUUUUAUCCUGCAGGCAAGCCCAAAGAUAACCCAGUACCAGUGCCACCUUGCUCUCUCUCUGAAAUGAAGGACUAUAUCGUUCAUGAUGGUUGCCGUUCAGCAGACAUGGUCCCUGUGGCCCAGUGUGAAGGACAUUGUGGAACUUCCUCAAUGUAUGUAAAGCCAAAUUACAAUAAGAUCCUGCAAUGCAUUUGUACCCAUUUGUUUAAUUAUUCAAAUUUAGUAAUGUAAUCAAAUUUACUAAUGUGAUUUUUUGCAAGUAAUUUCUCCUAACAUAAUGCAUUUCUGUAUGUUUUCAUUAAUAUCUUCACUUUUAUGCACACACAAAAAUCAGAUCAAUUCGUAUUUUGAAGAGUAGCUAUGUUUUGGUUCACAUGUUGUUCUACAAAGUGUGAAUUUGACAGAUUUGGCUUUAAAAUGCACACUGAAUCAAAUUUCUCCUCCAUCUGUAAUUGGUAAAUAUGUAUAGGACUGUAACCCCAAUCUUUUAGCUGCUAUGCUACACCAACAUCAAAACUUAUUUUCUACUGUGAGAGCCAAUUUGAUUUCAAUACUUCAUACCCUCCAACAUUUAUCCAUUGAAAAUAGGGGCAUCCUAGGGAAAAGUGGGACAUUCUGGGAUCAAAUAAGAAUGGCUUCUGAAAAUAGGGACACUUGGAGGGUCUGGUACUUUGGUCUCUUGAUCCUCCGUCUUAAAAAAAUAAAACCCAGAACAACCAACUAGCUAUGGUGGUAUAAUUAGAGACAGCACAUUAUUUAAAGUGCAUCAUCCUCGAUUCAAUAUUAUGUGGAAAUAUUAUGUGGAAAUACAUGUGACAUGCUCAUAUCCAAAGUCAUUUAGCAAAUGAGUUGCGCAAACACGAGUUUCUCCUAAUAUCACCCACCACUAAAAUUGCUCAUAAUUUCAAUCUGUGGCACAGAGUAACUCUUUUUCACCUUCUUGUGCUACAAAAACAGAUACUCUUCUGAAGCCAACUCCAUGGAACACAAGUGCACUUGCUGCAGGGAGUCAAAAGUAUCCGAAAAGGAAGUAACACUGGUGUGCCCUGACGGGAAGAACAAGAAACACAAAUACCUUCAGGUGGACUCUUGCGAGUGCCUCAACACCGACUGCAACAGUUCACACUCAUCAAACGAGUCCCAGAAGAGCACAGAAGAAAAUAGCAGGGAAGACUCCCAGGAAGAUGAACUGAAUGCUGUGGCUCGUGUCAGGAGGGCCAUUAGUUCGGUGAAGAGAAGGAUGGGAAUAUAA
This is a messenger RNA of Podarcis lilfordi (Lilford's wall lizard), 63455 nucleotides long. The record is from the annotation of a GenBank genome assembly. Lineage: Eukaryota; Metazoa; Chordata; Lepidosauria; Squamata; Lacertidae.